GCUGCCGCUGCCUGCAAGCCCGGCGAGCGGGACGCGGGCAAGGCUGCAGCGCCCGCGGAAGGAGGCGAGCGCCGGGUCCUCGGGGCGGGCGGAGGCGGAGGCUCCUCGCAUGUGAUCGACGACGGGCUCGCCCAGGGCGGGACGCGGCAGAUCCGGCGGGCAGGUGUUGCUCUCGGAGGGGAUUCCGGCGCGAGGACCGGGGCAGGAGCGAAGACCCGGCUCUCCCUCUCGGCCGCGGCGGAUUGCGCGCGGCUAGGGGGCGCCACUCGCCCGCUCCGGUUUCUCUCUCGGUCUUAGCCCAGGGACUUGCACUCGAGGGCAGGCAGGCAGGCAGUGGCGGGAGAGCGAGCUGCCGCGGACGCUGCUUCCUGGCGGGUCGCGGGAGCCGAGGAUGUGGUGGUGGGAUGCGCGGGUGACGACGCUCUUCAAGAGGAACCUGCAGCCCACGCUGACCUACUGGAGCGUCUUCUUCAGCUUCGGCCUCUGCAUCGCCUUCCUGGGGCCCACCCUGCUGGACCUGCGCUGCCAGACCCAGAGCUCCCUCUCGCAGAUCACCUGGGUCUUCUUCUCGCAACAGUUCUGCCUGCUGCUCGGCAGCUGCUUGGGAGGCAUUUUCAAGAGAACGUAAGGCGACCCCCCCCCCCCGCCCCGCAUCUCCUUCUCUCUCCUCCCCCAGUUGCUGGUGUUUCGCUCUCCGGCCAUUAGCGUCGCCUGCCUACCUACCUACUCCCCCCCCCCCCAGCCCGCUUUCCUUCUGGAAUGAGAAGGGUCCUGAUGCCCAUGAGAAGCUGCGUGUUCCCCCCCCGCCCCAUCUCUCACCUGGUCCCCCUUUCAAAGCCUCCUGAGAGGUCUACUUUGCAACGUGGUCUGUGCCAGGCUUUGCCCUGCAAAUCAGUACCCCAUCCUUACAGUGAUCUAUUCCUAUCAGCCUCUGUGACGCUCCAGCCUCUCUCUUGGGUCUCUAACCCUUCUUACUUAGGGAUCCCGGGCAAAGUUAGGUGCACCUGGACCCAGGGGGAGCAGUGCCCAGCUCCUCGUAGAACCGGGAUGCACAGCUGCAUUUCUGCCAACGCUUGGGUGAAUGAACUCAGCAGGGUUUGUUUCAGAACAAAUGGAUGUGCAUAGGAACCGUUGAGCUUGAAGCCGCCUGGGGGGAAACGUAGUCUGUGAAAGUGACGUGGUGCCUGUUUAUAACACGGGCACCUGAAGGUCUCUUGAUGGUUGCUACACAUUCAUCACUGUGGCUUGGGGAAUUUGAUUGAAGUCUCCAGGGACAGGGAGUUCUGCUGUUGUUGGGCAGCCAUGCAGAAAGCCCAACGGUGUGGCUGCUCAGACCUUGUGCAUGGAUGGUAAGAUGCACUGUGCCUGGGUUAAUUUUGAGUGUGUGCAUGGCAAUGGAACAGAAAAAAUGGGAGAUAUUGUAGAACGGUGGUCAUGUAGAGCUUUGGUGGUCAACAGCUCUAGUUCAGUGGUGUUUACUCAAUGCCAUGACACCUCUAACCAGUUCGAGAGACAGAGUGGCCAAAUUUAUUUUUUGCCAGACAUGCUUCUGUGCCUGUAGUAGCAGCCUCCCAUGUCAAAAUCUUGCAGCUCCAGCAGUACAUGUUUAUCUGUGUAGACCACUUUCAAAAAUAAAGUAAGAAUGAGGCAUAUUUGCAGUACAAUUUCAGAAGAAGUGAAAAUUCAGUUGCCCUGGGAACAAUUAACCACUUAAGCUUCCCCAAGACCUUCUUGUGAUUGUCAAUACAACAGAGGCUAUCUUUUUCCAUUUUGUUGCUUUUUUAGCAAGUCCAGGUUCUUGCAGAUGGGUCCUGUUCAGUGAGCAUGUUGUCAUCGUCCAAGCAGUGGCGUAGUGUGGGUUGCCAGCGCCUGGGGGCAGGGCAAGUGUUGCACCCCCUGGUGGACUGGGCAGCUGGGGUGGAGGUGUGCACCCAAGCCUUGAAGGCCUGGACACAGCUUGCCUUCCAGUGUCUCUGGAAGGUGGCAGGAGCUCAGCCACGUGGUCUUGAUAAGGGAGUCUGUCAUGGGGGAACCUGUUUGCACCUCUCUCCGAAUUUUACACCCAGGGCCACUUCCCCUCUGUCCAUCCCCCCGCCCCAUGCUACGCCACUGCAUCCAAGUCUUUGCUUCUGAAUUCUUUAUACAGCGGGCAUUGGGAUAAGCAAUGUGGCAGGUCUUGUACAAUGUCUCAGAUUUUAAAGGAAUUUUACUGUAACUACUAUCCUGGGACUGUGCCAGGCAUCUGCUGAAUUGCACGAGGGUCAGAGGUUUCCUGGUUGGGUAUUUUUGGAAGAGCUGGUAGCUUUCUCAUCCAAAAUGUGUGUGAGCAUAUGAUUCCAGGAGGCAGCCUUGACUGAACUUGAUUUUAAUAUCUUGGGUUGUGUAUGUGUGAAUGCAUCUCUCCCUCUGUCUUAACUAGAGCUUUUGCUACUGCAGACCUUAUGGUCUUGUGAAACCAAGAAAGGACCUUAUGGUCUUGUGAAACCAAGAAAGCCCUCUUUUUAAAAAGACAAAGCUUACAAUACUCUUGAUCAUAAUGUUGUAUCUCCUAUGUCUAAUAUUUGUAUCAGAAGUUAAAUAGCUUAAUGUGGACACCCAUUUCAAUGAGUAACAAUUCAGUCAUAAGAAGCAGAAAGGAUGCACUUUGGAGAGUUCCUAUUAUUGAUCAAAGGGGGGUUGUAUUCUGAGUACUUUUCAAGAUUUGAUAGCUCAUAAUGGCAACACAUUCCAUCCUUGUUGUAGGAGUAAAUUGGCAGGUAAUAUCUGCUAUUCCACAUUGAAAAGUUGGAGGUUUUCCUGGCAAGCGUUCCACCAUCAGGUUGUUUAAAGGCAGCAGAGGCAGUAAAACAAAAGUUGACUAGUGUUGGUAGCAGCGUCAUGGAAUUUGUUCACCUAUUGUGAGCUAAAUUCACAUUUAGCUCAAUACUCUUCUUUGCUCCUCUCCUGCUACCUUCCUGUCUUUCUUUCCCCAUUGGCCUAAGCCCUUCACCAGUGUCUCUGUUCCACUGGCAUCUGAGAAACCUUUCCCACCACCCCCAUUCCUUUCCGUCUUCCUUUUUUGCCUGUGUUUAUCUCCUCUUUUGAAUUAUUUAAGGGCAUAUCUUCAAAAGCAUUCAAAGGGCUCAUCUAAAUAAGAUCAAAGUAAUCUGGGUGCUUCUUGAUCGAGCCAAAAAUAAUUUAGACUGGUUUGACACAGAAGCCAUGCAGAAUGAGCUUUAUAUAACUUCUAGAGCCCUGAGUCACUUGCGUGACUCCCCUGAAAUCAACACGGCUGCAGGAUUUUUGCUCUGUGGGACCCUGGCUCUGUUGCAGAGCCUACGCAGGCAGACUCUCGGAUCUGCUUGCUGUUCCUGUGAUGUCAGCAUGGAUAUCUGAGGUCUCUUCCCACAUGGAGCUGGUUUCAGAAUUUGGGAAACUGGGGGCAUAUGGCAUGAUCAUGCAAAAACAUAUGUCGUUGAGGAAACAGAACUUUGCUGUACAUGGACAAGGAAUCCUCAGGCUGCAGAAAUCUGCUCAGGGAUUUCUCAAUGUGUUUUUCUGUAACCCAGUGGUUCUCUUGUAAAGGACCUGUUUUAAUAACCUUGAUGUCAAAACUCAAGCUGGCCUCCCAUUCUCCAGAAAGUUGGCAAGCAACAUCCAGUGUCAAACAAGCACUUAAAGGUUGACGUAGGAUAAAACAGGCACAGUAAAGAUUCCAUUGUCACACAGCGUUGCUGGAAAGAACAGUGUUAUGCUUGACAAUUCAUCAAUGAUACCAUCAAUGAGGAAUUAGUGUCUCUCGCAUAGAGAUCACUUUAAAACAAACAGCUUGUGAGUGGUGACUCCUCUCUCUCUCUCUCUCUCUCUCUCUCUCUCUCACACACACACACACACACCAAUCUUCCUUUGCUGUAACUCCUUAGCUGCUGUCGAGCACCAAUCUUGCUUGGAUUUGUUUUAGGACUGAAACUUCAUGCUAAUAUUUAAGUGCUACUUUUGAGGCAUUUAACUUAUGAACAUCUUCAAACUACUGUUUAACUGGUCUACAGAUAUAUUGGCUUUCUCAGGAUUAUAAAUUUGAGAAUUGAACCCAGGCUAAAAUCUGCUGCUUUAGACAAGCCUCAGGGGACACAAUGGAUUUUACUUAUCUGUAAACAUGCAUAAGAUUUUGCUGUAAAGUUAUUAGCACUUAGAUCCCUUUGGAAUAUGUAAAAUUAAUCCUGAUUUAGUUCUCAUUUAUUUCAGUGGGAACAAAUUCAUGGUUAGUUUUGCAUAGAUUCUAAAGGGACCCAAGUGCAACUUACUUAUCCUGGAUCUAAUCUUGAGCAUUUUAAAGAUUGGAGUUAUAGUUGAUUAAACCAGUCAUCUGAUUAUUAAGCAAGGCAUGAAACUCACUGAGGGACCUUGAGCCAGUCGCUCACUCUCAGCCUAACCUACGUCACAGGGCUGUGAGCAUCUGUGUCACCUUGAGCACAUUGGACGAGAGGCAGACUAUAAAUGUAAAAAAAAAAAAAAUGAAUCAAGCAGAAAACCCCUAUCUUGCUUAUAAAUAUUAUAUUUACAUUAUAUUUAAAGAGCUAUUUCUUUACUGAUUCAUGCUUUAAAGAUCCCUCUGAAAACACAUUGCUCCAAUCAGGGCAAGCAUGUAGAGUAAUCAAAAUAGUCUUCUAGAUAGAGAGCACAAUUCAACAGGGAACAAUUCUGAUUAAAAUUAAUUACACCAAUUAUUAUUUUUCAGCCCUACAAUUAUGGACUGGGUUACUCAGCUAUCAUGGCGUACUAGCCUAUAUAAUUUUACGUUGUUUGCACAGCACAUUAGAAGUACAACUCCAGCUCUUUUAACUGUUGAUAUGCCAAGGUUUGCUUUAUCCCAUAUAAUAACCUGGUAUAAACCUGACGAUGUUGAUGGGAGUUUCUGUCCAAAACAUCAACACCAGGUUGACGUUGGCUGCUAUUAUACACACAUACUGACCUGCUGCAACAUUGGGGUGUAGUAGUCCAGGACACUGUUUGGAAACAGAGGCAGAAAGCUGCUCCCCAAACUGCAACCAUAGAAUCAGAGUUGGAAGGGACCUUGAGGGUCAUCUGGUCCAACCCCCCGUGAUGCAGGAAUCUCAGCUAAAGCAUCCAUGACAGGUGGCCAUCCAACUUCUGCUGAAAAACCUCCAAGGAAGGAGAAUCUUCAGCCUCCCGAGGGAGAUGGUUCCACUGCUGAACAGCUCUUGCUGUCAGAAGCUUGUUGGAAAUUUAGUGCAGAAGACCCCUUGCUUCUGCCAACUAAAUUCUCGAUUGUGCUACCUGCACUGCUCUCCUUUGAUGCAGUCAUGCCAGAUACGUGGGCUUCUGAUCUAAUAGAUACUUAAUGUCUUCUGUGGAUCUGGUGACCUGGGGAGCAGCAUACCUUUGAACUCCUCAUGAGAGCUGGUGAUGCGCUGACAGUGGGUCGUAAGUGUGCUCCUUCCAUCUGAGGUCACUGAGAAAACAUUGAGCACAGGCCUGUCUCUGCAGAGCAUCUGGAAAGUGCAUGACUCCUUAAUUUCCUUUGACUCCAGUUACUGCCCAAGAUACUAUGUGUUCAGAAGCUGGCUUCAUCAGCAACAUUUCUUCUAAGCAGAAAGUAUUUCCAUGAUGCAGGAAGUAAUUCACCACCUCCUGUGUGCAGUUUGGCAGCUAGAACGUGUGUGUGUGUGUGUGUGUGUGUGUGUGUGUUGCUUCGUACAGAUGUACUGUGACACAGCUCCUUACCAUACACACACCAUAAAUACACCCAGAGAACUCUGUUUUUGUGCAUGUGCUAUCUACACAUGGAUUUUGUGUAUGAGCAGCUUGACAUAGGAAGUAAGCACUCGGUAGGCAAACUUAUCUAUGGACUCAUGUUACUGGUUGAGUAAAAACAUCAAGGUUUCAAAAUCAGGGAUGUGGGAACCUGUAGCCUUCCAGCUUCUCCUGGACAACGGCUCUCCUCGUCCUUGCUGGCUGGGGCUGAUGGGAGUCAGGAUCUGACAAGAUGGAGAACCACACACAUUCACCAUUUAUGCUUUAAAUCGACAUAUUCACAGCAGUUCCUAUUGAGAGUGGGAAGUCAGUUCCCCAACAUUUAAAAGCUGUAGCAGAGAUUAAUUCUUUGGCUGUAAUCAGGCUGUGGUCAUUAUUUCCUAUUCUGUGAUGUGCUUUCUUGAUCUUGAGCUGGGAUUCUCCAGCCUGUCUGCACAGUAGAACUAAUUAGAACACAUUUUUUAGACUGACACCAUUGACCAAUUUGUAUCCUAUUUACUGAUUCUCAGAAGUUCAUACAAAACUUACAAAACAGAAGACAGCUAAUUACUUGCCAUCCUACAAAAAUGAUUCUAGGGGGCUUUUCUGCCCAUCCCAUGUAACAGUGCCAGCUCUCAGCAUGGACAUAUAUGAAUUGGUGCUUAUUUAUUUCAUAAUGUAAAUUCCAUUCUGCUAAUACUUGUUUAAAGGAGCUUUAAAAUGUAGCUCAGUUAUGUAAAUGAUCAAACACACAAUCAUUAAGCUCAAAACAAAUAAGCUGUGUCCCAUCCUAAUAAAAACUAUUAGUCACUAAAAAAAAAAAAUCCCUCAAAGCAUGCUGAGAGGAAGUUGCAUAGUCUGAAUGGAUAUGCACUCUUUCCCCUCACAUCCCAUUGGAAUAGUAGUACUUGUAUAUGGUCCUGCCAACCUAGCAGUUCGAAAGCACGUCAAAGUGCAAGUAGAUAAAUAGGUACCGCUCCGGCUGGAAGGUAAACGGCAUUUUCGUGUGCUGCUCUGGUUAGCCAGAAGCGGCUUAGUCAUCCUGGCCACAUGACCCGGAAGCUGUAUGCUGGCUCCCUUGGCCAGUAAAGCGAGAUGAGUGCCGCAACCCCAGAGUCAGUCACGACUGGACCUAAUGGUCAGGGGUCCCUUUACCUUUACCUUUACCUUUAUAUAUGGACACAACUGAUCAGUCCCCAGCUCUUCCAAGCAGGACGGGGAAAUACUUGGUUUCUGAAACCCAUGGAGGAAAGCUACAUCUAGUAUAGGCAAUAGGGAGCCAAAUGAAGCAAUGACCUGGCUCUGUGUAGGGCGGUUUCCUGUGUUCUUCACUAUAUUUUCAGUAACUCUUUCAUAUAAUCAUAAGCAUUGGAAGAUACCUCAAGGUCCUCUAGUCUAGUCCAACUGCCUGACAGUGUAGGAAAUCUGGUGCUACAGCAUCACUGAUAGGCAGCUAUCUAGUCUCUUAUUAAACCUCUAACAAAGGAGAGUCCUGUCUCCUUCCAUGGCAGUCUGCUUCACUCAGUGUUUGAAACUCCCAUUGUUCUAGGCGCAUUUUGCGACAGGGAAAACUGCCACUACUGGAAGGAAAGGAGGACCUGUUUCUGCCUCCCCACUUCCAGCUACUUUCUGAAGACUGCAGAAGAGACCCUCUUAAGAAUAUUAGGGGGUGGGCAGGGGAAGGACUAGACCACGUGAAAAAUGAACAUAAUAGUUUAGCUGCAGUUCAUUCAUUUUCAGCUUUGUAUUCUCGUUAUAAAAAAAAAAGUGCCUAGACAUUCUGUUGUUGUACCCAUAGCCUAGGAUUAAGGUGCCAUUUAGCUCCUAGCUUUCAUAUCUCAGUUUCUAACACUGGUUUCACUGUUAAACAAGUUGAACUGUUAGCAGAUUCUUCUCAUGUUUAAUCAAAAUUCACUUUCUUGAAAUUUGAACCCAUUAAUUUAGAUCUUACUCUCUGCUUCAUCUCAGUAACAGCCCUUUGAAGAAGCUUUAAUGUCUAUGUAUAGAAACGCAGCCAAACCAUGAUGGGUCUUUUUAGACCCCAAAACAGCAUGAAUCUUUGUUACUGGAACUUUUCUUCUUCUUCUGCAAUAAAUGCAGCGUAGGUGAGAGACUUCUGUACGUCUUGGUCCCCCUACUAGGGAGAUCUAAUUUGUGAGUCUUGUAAUCAGUUAGCUUAUGCUAAUACACACAACGGCCUGCUGUGUCUCAAAAAUUAUCAGUCCAUCCAUCAUCUAAAUUACAGUAAAUGAGCAAGCUAGCACAUUGGGCUGUGGUGAAUCCUAUUCUUACUAUAUUUGGAGAGAGAAUUGCAGUCGCCCCUUGCUUCAAGUGUACUGCUGGAAGACACUGCAUUUUUGGCCUUAGCAGCUGCAGACCCCAAGCACGCCAAAGUGACAACAACCCAAACUCAGGGAAAUGUUGGCUUGCAGUUCAGGUUUAGAUCAUCACAAAAGUUUUUUAUUAUCUUUAGACGUCUCUAUGUUUUUGACCAAGUCCAACUCCCAAGACUCUUUGAAGCUGGAUUGGCUCGUUGCGGGUGGGGAAACACAACCAAAUGCAAUAAGGCUCGAGAUGCUAUCACAAGACCUGGCAAUGCUACUCUGCUGCUCUUGUCUGUCUCACUGCACACCCCUCUUGUGCUGAUCAACAGGAUGUUGCUAAAAGCAAAGCAUCUCAAGUUGGAAGAAGCUGACCAGUUAAUAGCUCCAGCUCCACCCCAACACGACGCAUUUUAGGACUGAAGGCAUGCAUAGAUUUGUACUGCAUCCACCCCAUGGUAAUAUUUCCUUCCAUAUGUUAGUAAGUGUUAAGGGAUGUUGCUUUCUGUAUUGUCAGCUCUUAAUGCCCUGUUGUUGAGAUGAUGGGGGAAGUGUGUGGUGAUCUGAACUUCUUUAAUCCUGCAAGGAAGGGCUGGCCAGCCUGUACAUUGCUAUUGGCUGCUGCCUUGUAAGUGGCUCUGUGGUUUUACUGAAGGUUGGCAAGACGUAUUAAAGAGCUCUGUUUUGCAAUAUUCCCUGAGCCAGGUUUCUAAGAGAGCUUAAUAUGGAGCCUUCCGAUGUGUUCUGAUUUGGGAUGCUGCAAAGAAUGAAAUAGCUCUGAACACUAGUCCUGUUUUUGUGCAUAUAGCAUCUCUCCCCCCCCCCCCCCGUCCUUUGCAAAUAGAAGGGAGUCUGCUGCUCUUCUGCCUGCUAUUUCCUCUGUGUUUUUCCUGCACACAAAAACAUACACACACAUAUAUUUUCUCGCUGCUCCUUCUCAUCUGCCUUCCAUCCUACCUGGGUUUUCUUAAAGUGCUUUCCUAGUUUACACAUUAUGCUUUUUGAGGCUCAUUCUUUUCCCCACUGAAAAGCCUCCUUUAGCACAAUCUGAGAAGAAGAGAUGUUGGAAACAUUCAGCAUGUUUUGGAAUGACUGCACCUGCUUGUUUUAGCUCUUUCCCCACCCCUGAUUUUUAAAAGCAGGGGUUUUUUUCUUUAUGAUUGCAUUUUGAGCCAUUUCUGAAAGCAGAAGUUUCUGUUGAGUUUUCUAGGCAAGUUUGUCCAGAAUGUACAUUUAUAAAAACAUGAGAGAGACAGAGAGACACAGAGAGAAACAUGGGAGCAUCAGAAGAAUCUUGUUCAAUAGGACCAAAGAUCCACCUAGUUUAAUACUUUGUUGCCAGAGGUGCUGGAUGCCUGUGAAAACCCUACAAGGAGGACACUGGUGCAACAGCCCUCCCCAUUUGUAUAUGAAGCCCUGGUGUUCAAGGUACACUGCCUUUGAACAUGGAGGCUCAGUAACAUGGUUUUGUGUGCUCCAAAUUCCAUUUAGAAAGCUUUACUUUGAUUGUAUCCUCUAGAGACCUUUUGCUAGCCUUAAUGGCUUUCAUAAAAGCACUUUCAACCUCCUCUUGCAGUGCUAGUGGGAAGCAAGAGUUCUAAGGGGAGGAACGGACAUAAUAGUGAACAGAGUUUUUAUAUUUGCAGCACAGACACAGGAAAAUGCAAUAAGUUUAUUUAGCAGUAUGUGUGAAGGAGCCUAUACUAUUCUCUCUUAGACCUGGAUUCCAACUUAUAGCAGGGAGUGUUAAACAUGCCCUUCUUCACCUCAGAGCAGUUUUAUUGUGUGGUGACACUGUGUUGAUGCAGAUGGCCAGGCUUUGAUGCUAAGCCACUGAGCAGCCACCAAGAGCCACUAUGUCUGCAUCAUCAAGUUAGAAUAGUCUCUAAACACUGCUGACCUGAUGCUCCACAGUGAAUGGUGUUGUUCCAAAAUCUGGGGCCACCACAGAAAAGGCCCUCUCGCAUGCUUCCACCUUGCAGACCUCCAAGGGCACUGGAGUUGCCAGCAUUGUGUCUCUUGUGGAUCUUAACUCCUGAGCUAGUGUAUAAAGGAGGAAGUAGUCUUUCAGGUAUUUGGAAAUCAAGCCAUUUGGGGCUUUAUAGAUCAAAGAUAAGAUAUUAAAGUGGAUAGGCAGCCAAUACAAUUAUAUCAGAAGCAGUGUGAUAGGAGUGCCAGUCAUUAGUCCAGAUGCUGUUUUGCACUAGCUGCAGCCUCUGAGCUGUCUGCUGCCCCUGUUGACCCUGCUGCCCAAGGCAGUUGCCUCACCUUGCCUUGUGGGUGGGCCGGCACUGCAAGCAAGUGGUAUAGAGAGGACUGUUUUGUGUUCCUGGUGCCUCCAAUGGGCCCUGAUCGAUACUUAGCAUCCGUCCCAGAGAAUCCUAAAAAUCUCAAAAGAAUUUGUGGCUCUCCAAUUGAGGUGGCGUCUUGUGGUGUGCUCUUAAGACAAACAGGCAAUUGAAUUUCAGAUACGAUAUUAGGAGGCAAGCAGUUCCUCCAUCCUCCUCAUGGCCAGGCCCAGGGGAUCGAUGCAGUGGAGCAAAAAGCAGGCUAUUGCGAUGGUUGCUGGCAGUGCAUAACAAAGCUUUUUCAUAAUCUCUGUUAUAGAUUAGGGAACGAAACUUGGUCUUUACUCCCCAAUUGCCGCCAUCGCCACACACACUCUUUUAAGUAGCACAGAUCUUUAUGCUGCUGCCCACAAGCAAUGAUUGAUUGCUUAACUGCUCUGUGUGCUCUUAAGCCAGGCGAAGAUAGAGGGGGAAGCUGUUCCUGUUAAUUCUACAGAGCACGCAUUGAGUUCCAGUCUUGGCGCAGUUCCCAUCUCCAGCGUAUCUGUUGCUUGCACCUGCAUCUUUAUCCCCUGGUGUGCUAUUUUGUCUCCCAGAGGUGUCAUUCUGCAGUUCUGGACCUGUUGCUGAGGCAGCAUUAGCAUUUGGCAGUUGUUUUUCGUCUGGCGAUCCUAAAUUUUGUUCGCAUGGCUGUGUGUUUUUACAUUAAGCACCAACUUACGGUAGGCUGCUUACAUGAUGCCCUCCUUUGUAAGAAAUUGCACGUGUGGAGUACAUCCAUGUAGCUGCAAACACAGCAAGUCUUUCCUAUGUAGGAAAUCUGUUGCAUUUGGACAAGUCUUGAGGACAUUUGCUAUUUCAGAGUGGGUGGGUUUUUUUGUUUUUUUGUUUUGUUUUACUAGGUUCACCUCAAAUACUGUGAGUAAACUGGUCCAGUUUACUGAUUCAUCACUUGCAUCAAAUUCAUAAUUAGGCCCAAUAUUAAUUUCUUUAUUUGUGUAAAAUGCUUAAAUACAGUUUACAGGAUGGAAACAUACCACAAUGAAUUUAUAAAGGCAACCAUAGACAAUAAAAUCAUCCAGAAACACAAAUGUUCAAUAUCAAACGACAUUCGGUAACAAAAUGCAACUAAAACCAACCGUGGCUCAACUGGUCUUCCUGGGGAAGGCCAAGAACAUCAGGUGUCCCUUCAGAGCUUUUGAGUAGGUCUGCUGGCCUCCAGGUGUCAGGGCAUGCCAAAGGCAUGGGGACCACGGUUUGACUGACUUCAAUGGGAGAAAGUGGAAAGAUGUCUCCCUCUGGUAUCAUGAUCCCAGCAGCUGGAGAAAGAGCUGUUGCAAUCUGCUAGCUGCAUUGGACCUAGCGUGCAGUCCUUGUAUGGGAUUGCAGGCACACAGUGUGGCCAUAACUAAAUAGAUGAACAGGCUUUUAAGUAUGAAUUGCAUUUCCUACCCAGUAUGGGAGCUGUAGCUCUUAUUUCUUUAUUUGUAAGAAUACUUUUCUACUGCAAUUUCAUACACACACAGAGAGAGAGCUUUUUAUUUUAAAAAAAUGAGGUGCUAUUACCCAUCUUGAUUAAAGUGGCAUGGGUUCUGGCACAAAAUGGCUACUGCAGGCAGCAGGAAAAACAUGAUGGUACUCCACACUGGGGGGGGGCCACAAAAACAUACAUAUUCUCCCUGCCCCCUGCCCCCUGCCCCCCCGCAAUCCUCUCUUACUGUAUAUAAAUAUAGAUAUGUGUGAAUUGUUGCCCCUUUGAAAUUUGACCUGUGCUCAAGGGAAGCCCCAUAAAAAAACAAACCCCCCCACCAUUCUCCGAAAUGUAUCUGCAGCUACACAGAUGUGCUCCCUACAUCUGACGGCCAACACACAGGUCCACCUGCUUGAGGCAUUGCGGCCACCCACCACCCAUUGUAGCUGGCCCCUCCCUUCCCUAGCUGCCACUACAUGGGCUUCUGCAGAUCUAUCCUGCCCUGAGGGACACAGAAAGAAGCAGGCACAGUUUCUUCUAAACAAAGAAGUUUCUUUUCCAUUUUAUUGUAGCUUUAAAAAAAGAAGAAGUGGUGUUUAUUGCUGCAAUAAGUUUAUCUAAACCGCUUUUUUAUGUCGACCUGAGAAGCGGUAUAUAAAUAUCUCAAAUAAAUGAAUAAAUGCACACUCACAACCCCAUGUGCAAACAACCAGAAUUGCAGAUCACCACCUAGCUGUGAAAAAGAGGCUUGUCCGCACAAGCCCUGGCAGUGUAAAGUUUUCAACAAACACCUAAAAUUUCACAUUAAAAGAUGCCUAGUGAAUCUCUAUUGGAAGAGCAUUCCAUAAGACUGGGUCAGCGAUACUGGAGGCUCUAUUUCACGUUCAUAUCAAUGAGCCUCACCAACACAGGGCAGAGGGGAUGGGCACAGCCAGAGAUGCUCCUGCAAAUAAUCUCAGGGAGGGUUCAGGUGGUCGCUGAGGCCCAAGCUUAUGCAACCCUUAAGCAUUAGAUUUUGUCCCAAGUCAUUCUGAGCCCAUAUAGUGCACUUACAGAACUGCUGCUAAAAAGAACUGUUAAGAAUUUCACCUUCCAUUGUUCUUUUAAAGUUUCUUGUCCCUAACAUUACAAAGGUAGGCUUUAAAGUGUGAGUGAUGUCUGGCUCAGUUGCGCCAGAGGGAUGCUGAGCAGAAUUCCUCCCAUCUGCUGCCUCUCACUUCUUGCUCCUUCCCAGGUCUAGCAGAAGCCGAACCAUGACCUGACAGAUGCAUGUCCCUGUUCAAAGCAGCAGUGUGCCCUAGAAGCCACUGAGAAUGAAGACAUCACUCUUCCUGUCUAAGGGAGAUUUAUAUGCGGCUGCUUCUGCUCCCUGACUCCACACUGAUUUUGCUUCUCCCAGCCUUUCGCUGCCUGGUAUCUUAUUGCCUGCCUGUUUUCAGUCUUCAGCAGCUUCCUCCUUAGCAGUGGGCUGAUCAGCUCCUUGGCCGUAGUGUGAGGUGUUCUGCUUGCAGGAGGGAGCUGGACCAGGAAGCGCCAGUCUGGGUUCUUGUCAGCAUUGCUCUUUCCUUCAUUGUGAUUUAUUCAUUGUUAUAUUUAUAGGUAAAGGCGCCAUCUUCUCCGGAUGAUUGAGGGGUCCCAACACCACGCAUGUGAUGUCACAGGACAUCCUGACGUCACGUGUGUGAUGUCAUGAGGAGCCAGAGGGCGGAGCAGAAUCCCUCUGAACAUUUUGUGUGUGCGCACAGCCCUCGAAGUCCCCCCUUCCUGGGGACCCAACUAGGCCUGCCUCCCUCCCUCUCUCCCGGCAUGUAGCUCUUGUGUGGGGCUUUCUCGGCUGGUGGCUGGUGGGUAAAGUAAUGGGGAGCUGCCAUUGCAGCUCCUUGCCAAAGACUCAAGGAGCCCUAGAUAUGCCUCUGUUCAGAUCAGCUCUCCUCAUAGUAUCUUGUGAUUACAUAUAAUCAUUUUUCCAUGUCUUUCUUAAUUAAGACUUUGAGUAAUUUUCCUGUUCAUUAAAUGUUUCCCAGCACCCUCCUUCAUCCGUCUACAAAACAAUGCAAGAUGAAGCAAAAUUGCCACACCUAGCCGAUUUUCUCUUAAGGCAUACAGUGUUUUAUGCAUUCCAUCAGUCUAUUCUUUCAGCGUUCCAGAUAUAAGAGGCGUCACAUAACAGUACUGUACUGGAAAGCAAUUAGUUGGUUCUGCACAGUAAAAGUUAGGCACGAGCCUUUCCAAUUUAGCUAGACCACAGGCUCAAAAGAAAAAGGAAUCUUUAAAAUGAUACAGUUUUAAAGAUGAUUAUUUUCUCCAUCAUGCCUACUAGUUAGGAAGGUUGUAGCACUGCUUUCAGGAUAAGAGGCCACAUUGGAAAGCCCAAGUGAAUAGAGAUCGACACAAGCGUUCAUGCCUGAUGCAGGGCAGAUCCAGAGACAGGUUCUGCCCCCCCCCCAUUCUAAAUGCAGUUCUUCCUGCAGUGUAUGUGGCAGCCUGAGUAUAUUUAGGCUUUUUUCUUUAUUCAAGUGACAAUUGUAUAAUUCAGAAUGUGAGGCCAGUUUAUUUAAUGGAGCCUCUUUUGCAAUCAGGCAACUUACAUGGGGGUUAUGUUUUGGGGGUCGCACCUAAAGCCAAAAUCGUGUAUAGUGAAAACACACUGGGUUCAAUAGGGGAUGGGAUUACAAAAGUAUUUCCCCCGAAUUUCCACCCCCUUUUUAUUUAUUUAUUUAGCCAAGUACGUAAAGCUGAAAGCACGUUAAAUGCAUGUGAAUUUCGGGAUUACUGUAGCAAACAUAGGAAAACUUUUUUUCCCCUGUUGAAAGCUGCUAUUAUGUUAGCUUAUUAACAAGUCCGUCCAUCCCCCUUUUCUAGACAUUGGCUGCAAUUCUAACCUCAUCUACAUAGAAGCAUUCUAUGAAUUCAGUGGGUCUUACUCCUAGGCAAGUGGGAUUGGGAUUGCAGUCAGAUUCAAACUUCUUCUUUUCAAAAAAGGAUGGUUUGGCCUGGUUCUCUAUGCAGAAUUAAUUGCAUGUCUUGAAUCACUAGAUUCUACAAGUGGUUCAGUCAAAAUGCACCCACUCCACCAGCUGCUAUCCAGUUUUAUUGAUGCCUCUUAUAGCUGUCCUUCCUGGUUUUUCUGCAUUUUGCUAACUGAUUAUAGCCUUUUAUGAGGUUAGCAAGAUUAUCGUCUCACCUCUGUAACACAAAACCAUAGAACACAACAAGGCUUCCUUUAUUUUACCUAAAGGCAUUUGACUUGAAGUUGUUUUCUAUUUUUAUUUUUUAAAGAUUUUAUCCCACUCUUCCUUGAAGGAGCUUAGGCAAAUAUACAUGGCUGUCCUUCCAGUAGGUUAGGUGGAAAUACUGUUUUGCCCAAAAGAUACCCCAGUUGAGCUUUAAGGCCAGGCUAAAAUCUCCAUGUGAGAUUGGAACAUGGUUCUAGUCUAAGGGCAGAGCCAUACUGUGGGUAUUUGAAAAGCUCUGAGGGAGGUUAUUUGAGGAUUUUGAGUUAGGUGUUAUCAGCAUAGUGGGGGUGGACAGUUCUGUUCCUUUUUUAUAUCAAAUACAGGUGAAGUGAUGUGUUGAAAAGGUGGCUGAAAUCAAUAAUGGGCUCAAUGGGGUGCCAGUAAACUGGGUCAUCCUAUUGGCUGGUGAUACAGUUGGUCAAAGACUUGGGAUACGGCUUGUUCUAGGUUGGGUUGCACUGCCCCCAAAGCAGCCUUCGUCAACCCUCCAGCGCUUUUGGACCUAUUUGCUCUGGCCAGCACAGCUGUCAAUGGCAGAUAUAGUCUAAGACAGCUAGAAGGUGUCAAGUCCCAAGGCUGCCCUAAAGAAUCAAACUUGGUACUAUUAGUUCCAGCCCUGCAGACACUCACAUGUCAUUUAUAGCGUAAAGCACCUCUAGACAAAGUUGAUUGGUUUAUAGCUGUGACUCAUAUUCUGUUAGCAUUCAGGUUUGACUACUGUAAUGCACUAUAUGAGGAAGUGCUCAUGAAAGUUUAGUAACUUUGAUUGGUCCCAAAUACAGCUGCUACUGUGCAGAUUGGUAGAAAUAGCAGGCAGUAUGUCUGGUCCCAUAUUAACAUUACCAAUAUUUUUAAGAUUGGGAUGCUAAACCUGGUGAUCUCCAGAUGUUGAUGGACUCCAGCUCCCAACAUCUCCAGCCAGAAUGGCCAAGGGUCCAGGAUAACGGGAGCUGUGGCCCUCUGGGUAUUGCUGGAGUGCAGGUUCCCCACCCCUGCAUGGUUGUUGUUUUUUUUAAAAAAAAUGGAAACCCACCUUUACUUUUGGAGGUAAAGUAGUGGCAACCAGAGAUGGGGCCUUCUCUGUGGUGGUGCCUCAGCUGUAUCUCCUUUAUACACUAUUCUGAUUCCUACACUGAUUGUUAUCUUGUUGUACCGGAGGUCCAAGUGUUCAACUCUGCUGCUGUUUUUAAUCUGCAGAAAACUGUACAUUUCUGUUUAUAAUAUAUGUGUGUGUGAUAUAGUUUUUCUUUUAAGGCACAAUGCCUCAAAGGCUACAGUUGGACGGUGAGCUGUCUAUAUUUUAAAUAACGAAACUGCUUUUUUUUCUCUCUCUUUUUGGUCCAGGUUGGCUCAGUCUCUGUUCGCCCUCUUUGUGUCAUCACUUGCGAUCUCUGUGGUUUUUGCCAUCAUCCCAGUCUGCCACAAUGUGGUGGUGCUUGCAGUGGUCAUGGCCGUGGCUGGCCUGGCCAUGGGCUGCAUCGACACCCUCUCCAAUAUGCAGCUGGUGAAGAUUUAUCAGAAGGACUCUGCUGUCUUCCUACAGGUUAGACAAGUAACAGGGGGCGGUUGGCCCCUUUUUUAACUCUCUCUAGAUGCUUGGAGUUUUUUUCCCAUCUUGAGCCCUUGUUACGGACCCACACAUGUUGGCUGGCCUGGUAUCCUUGCGCCCUCCCACCAAGGAAGGGGUUGCCAUCUCCUCUGAUUUGCCACACUGAAUGAGACCAUUAGUGAGUAACUCCUGCCAGCGCUGCCAUUUUUUAGCAGGAGAGGAGGAUGAGGGGUAUGUUUCUGUUUUGCUGAACACCAGAGGCACUUGGAAAAACUGGCCAAUCUUGCUGCUUUCGUGGGUGGCUCUGGAAUCAAUGCAGCCAGAAGAAAAGUCCCUACCCUGUCUUUAAACUUGGCGGAAAGGUAGGACUCUCCCUAAUUCAGGACUAGUGGCCAGAACAAUCUGCAGUCACCAAUGGCAGGUGCAUUUGUGGACCUUUGAUCUUUCCUUGUGUCCCAAAUCCUUGUUCCUCUCUGUCUACACACACUGUAUUUUGUAAGGUUGAAUGCUAUCCCUAUUGUACAGCUAGAAUCGUUGAGUCACAUCAGGACAGAACCUCUCCUGCUUUCAGCUUAGCAUUUAAUUGUGAAACUGGAAACAGUUUCCAGGCAUCACUUUCCAAAAGAAGGUACAAUUUAGCAUCAGAAUCUAACUCACGGAGGGUUCCUUAGUUGCUUGGAUUGUUCCUUCGUUGCUGUGCUGCCUCCAUGUUCUGCCCAUCUUUCACAUAGACAGUGAAGAUCACCAGAGCAUAUGUCUUUUGAGAACACAGGGACUGAAUGCUCUCUGUAAGCACAUCCAGUUACCUCACACAUGCACAGUGUCCUGUGCACUGAAGAUGGUGGUGUAGCCACACUUGCAUCACCAUUGUCUUCCUGAAGUUAUUUGCACCAUUAAUAAUCUCACUCUAAAUAAGCAGGUUCAGAUAUAACUACUCAAUUCUGUUUUGGAAGAGUUCAUGGUAACAUUGAAUAGCUGCACAGAAACGGGUCUGUGUAGGUAUUGCCAAUUUUGUGUGUCUUGGGGCAUCUCUGCGCAGCCCAUGCCCCCAUCCAGGUGCUUUGACAUGGACUCGAAGUGGAAGAAGCAGCGCUUUUUUUCUUAAAAAAUGCUUAGGGGUACUCUCAUUUUCCUACUCAUAUUGAAAUACUGCCCCUCAAUGAGGUCAAACUUAGAUCCACAAAAUGUUUAGGGGGAUGCGUACCCCUGCGUCCCCACAGCAAAAAAGCAUGGGAAGAAGUAACCUUGUGGUGUAAAGCUGGCUCCCUUCACACUCACCCAAUACUAUUGCAGCAGUGACACCGUCUUAAUUGUGCUAGCUGAAGUCCUAGUUCAUACUGUUUGCAGCACAUCAUAUGUCUGCACCUGAUAGACGCACAAUACGCCAGUCACUUGUAUCACAGCAGCAAGAGCACUUCAGUUGCUGAGGAUCACAUAUAAAAUCCUUUGCAGACCUAAUGAAAUAACACGUUCUAACCCACAAAGGAUUUGUGUGCCGUUAAAAGUUGCAUGUUGGGAGUUGUUUGGAGAUAAUGCACCAGUGGUGAUGGGAGAAGGCUUGUUCCAGGAAGGAUGCUAGAGCAGAACCUUCUGAGUUGAGGGUUCUAACUGUUAAGGUUUCUAAUGUGCUGUCAGAGGUGCAGUGUGUGCCUUGUUGCUGGACAUAAUAAGGAUAUUUUCUCAUUCCUUUGUGUAGGCCCUUCAUUUCUUUGUGGGCUUUGGUGCCCUGCUGAGCCCUCUGAUAGCCGACCCUUUUCUCUCGGACACCAACUGCAUCCUGACAAACAGCACGGCCACUGGCAGCAGCAACCUCCCUCACAUCCGGAAGUCGCUCGUCCCCCAUCAUCCUGGAAACUUGUCACACUACGACCUGCCAACAAAAGGGCUGGUGGUGACGCGGGUGUCUUACGCCUUCUGGAUUAUGGCUUUGAUCAACGUAAGUAGUGACACCCUCCUCCUGGCUGAUCGUUCCAGCCCAGCGCUUAAAGUGGUUUGACCAGCAGGGCAGCGGGGGGGGUGGGAUGUGUCUCUUGGCCGGCUUCUUCAGAGAAGCCCGCAUAAGGCAGUGUGUCAGGGAAAGUAACUUGAUUCCACUUUGCACGUCUAAAACCGUUUUUGGUUUUAUGUUGGCACCAAAUAAGCUCUUCUGUCUUCCUGCCUUCAUUGUUCUCUCAUUAAAGUGAAAUAGUAUUGAAAGAAAUAGUAACUGCAACAAAAUGUGGCAGUGUGGGAUGUUGCUGUCCAGGAUUUCAGCCACGCUGUUCCAUCAUUUGUCAUUCUUUCCAUUAUCCUUUCCCACAUCUACCCACACACCCCAUGCAGCCAGUCAGCAUUCUCUGGCCUCUGGGCUUGUUCAGUCUCAUUGGGCCAUUUUGAGAGUCCACACCAGGUUUAUUUCUUUAAAAUAUAUAUAUAUAUAUAUAUACUUCUGCAAAUCUUUGGGCUUUAAUAUUUUAUAUUUUUUGUAUUAUGAUCAUUUAAAAACCACUUUGAUACCACCUUUCAUUCAAAAAUAUCAAGGUGGUUUACAGCCAUCUGAAAUACAAUCAAUACUUUUAAAACCACAAACACAAUAUAGUCAAUACCCGGCUAAUAUCCACCUAUUACCAAGCAACGCACAGCUACGUUGCCCCCAUUAGCAUUUCUGACUUCAUUUCAGUGGCUAAUGGAAGUCCAAAGAGCAAAGAACUGAUCAACCUCUUUUGAGUGGCAGCACAGGGAGUGAUAACCUUGGCCUGGAAAACACUAGAAGGAAUUUAUUUUGACAGGUGGCACAGACAGGCAUGGCAAAUCACCCUCCUGGGAAAGUUGACCCUUGUUAUGAAGGUCUCUAGGACAAAAUAAGCAUGACAAACCUAUGGCACGAUUUUAUUGUGUACACAUACCAUAGGAAACACAGGCAAUCACCUCCCUUAGCGUAUAGAAGGCUUUGGACAUACUGAUAUCAUGGGCAUUGUUGCCUUUCCGCUUUUCUUCCUGCUUUUGGAAUUGCCUGUGUGUAGCUUCCAGUCUUCCUGCCGGUUACCAUAGAAUCAAAAGGGUCUGUGUUGCUUUGGACGUAUGGUUGUGUUUCUCUUGGGGUGUGAAUGAUCUGCACAUACAUGCAUGUGCAAAAGCAGUUGACGGGAAACUCGAGUGCAGCCUUCCCCAUCCUACUGUAGCCUCAAGACAGUGUUGAACUCCAUCUCCUGUCAACCCCAGCCAGCAUGGCCCAUGGUCAGGAAUGGUGGGAUCCAAUGCACACCCAAUGCAAGUUAAAACAUGUGAUUUCCCCCAAAGAAUCUGGGGAAUUAAGAGUUUUCCCCUUACACAGCUACAGAUCCUAGUACGCUAAACAAAUUACGGUUCCCAGGAUCUUUUGGGGCAAGUCAUGUGCUUUACAUGUAUGUUUAGGUGUACUUUAAAUGUAUGGUGUGGAUCUGCAUCAUUGAGUCUCAGCAAAUGUGCUUAGUGCAGCCUGGCUAAGCUGGGUGGUAGGAACGCCUCCAUCUUGAACAUUGUCUUGUAUGGAACAGCCUCCACUGUGAGCAUUAUGCAUGGUACAGCUGUCACACAUGCCUCUUGGUUUCCAAGAUGAUAAUACUCACUAUGCUUGGUUCAUGAUGAGAGGUAGGAAAGACUUGGGAGACAAAUGGGAAUAUUUAAGGAAAUGGAAAUGCUUUUUUUAAAGCAUCUCUGUUAUUAAGGUUCUUGCUGGUUUUUGAGUGUCAAGUUCAAGCGGAGGCUCUCCUCUUCUCUUCUCUUCUCUUCUCUUCUCUUCUCUUCUCUUCUCUUCUCUCCAUCCCUCUCUCUAUCUCUUCUCCCUAUCUCUCUUCUCUCUAGCCUCAUUCCCUGUGCUUUGCAGCUAGUUAUGAACUAAACCAGUUAUUCGAGCUCUGUGAGAAGCAGGGCGAGAUUCAGAAAUAUUACUGCCACGUUACUGAGAAAAUAUAGGUGUAAACUAAGCAAACAGGACAAGAGUUCACAUUUAGCGAAAGGCUUUGUUUUCUUACAUCAUUGAUUUGUCCUCACCUUGCCAGCUUCUCCUUGCCAGCUCUGGCACUGAACCUAACCUGGCUGGCUCCCUAAGCUGCCUGGAUGGGAGACUGUUUGGGAAAUAAUAUAAGCCACACUGAGCUUCUUGGAUGAACAGAAGGAUGCAAAAAUGGCAUGCCAGAGUUUCUAACUAACUGGCUUAUCAGGAUAGAGUAAGGUCGCUGGUGCUCACUGCCCAAAUUGUCCCCUCCUCCUUUUGUCACACUGGGAAGGGGAAAGCUACAAGAACGAGCUAAGAAUAAGCCAUGGUUUGUUCUUGGCUUGUCCCUGUUGUUUGUUUGAGAAGAGCAAGCAAGGAAUACUGGUUUGCUUGUAACGGUUUGUUCCCAGCACAGCAAAGGAAGGGUGGGCAUCAGUGAUCUGUGCAGUGUUCACCAGCAUGUUUGCUGGUAAGAUGCAGAUUAAGUGUGCCUUAUGCUUAUGUGUGUCCUUGGAUUAUUGUGCACUUCCCAUUUCCUUGACUGCUGAGAAGAUCCAGGGACAGGGCUGCCUGGUUUGGAUGAAAAAGCAUCUGAAGACACGGGGUAUCUUUGCCUCUAUAGUUUUACCUAGAGCAAAAAUUACGAACAGCGGGUGUUCCUAUGAGGCAGCUGAUCUGCUGGCCCACAUCGCAUCUUCAAGGUGAGACUCCCUAAAUAAAAAAUGGGGUUCCAGCUGUUGCCAAACUACAACUCCCAUCAUCUCUGGCCAUUGUCCAUAGCAAUGGGGCUGGUGGGACUUUGAGUCCAACAAUGUCUGGAGGGCCACAGGUUCCCCAUGUCUGCCCUGUAUCCCAGCUUUAGUGAACUUGUAGUUCAUUUUCUUCUCCAUGCGCGCGCACACACUCAGUUUCUCUUGCAAACUGAUAUCUGUUCAUGUGCAGACACACUUCUGCCCUUUUCUCUUCGCCAGGAUGGGGGCAGGUGAAGUCUCUUUCUCCAAGACCUGGUAGGUGUCUCAUUCAACCCAGAUUUCUGACCGUCUUUUGACCAUUCACUUGCAGGAGCUAACUGUUCUGGGCGGAGAGCCAGCAAUCUCUGGCUAGUAGCCAUAACAAUAUUGCAUUAUUAGGUAAUUAGUGUCAGUCCCGUCCCCCGAAUACAUUCAGAAUAUGUUUCUGAAUACAUCAGAAAUGUAUUCUGAAUACAUUUUGGAGGUAUUCUAAAGCAGCAUUUUGAUACCAAAUUAUGACUGAACUUCAAGCAGCCAAAGUAAUUUUUUCUGGGUAGCAUCUCCGUAAGUUCUGUUGCUAAAGGGACAGUUGGUUAUAUUUAUUUCCUCCUGAUAUCAUAAGCCUCAUCUUUUUAAAGAUAUCCCAUACAAUAUGCUUGCAUAAUUUUUUAACACUUCACAGCCUCUGCAAGGAUUUCUAGCUCUUGGGUGGGCGUUGAAACUUCUAUUUUCUGCCUCGCCUGUGAAAUAUUAGAACCACCUGCUUGUAUGCCAGAUCUGAUGUAGUCAAGCUAAACAUAUGGAGCUGGUUGGAUAAGGAGGACAUGAAUGUUCUCUGCCUAAAGAGGAGGCUGGUGAAAAGCUCCAGCCUGAGAUUCUGCAAAAUGCAACAGAAGCACUAUAACCAGGUUCAGUGAAAAGUGAAGAAUCUCUGGUCACAGAGGAAAGAACAGGUGAAAAUGGGCAUCAACAGUCAACAUAUUACAUGGAAUUUAUUAAAAUGAUGUGAAUUAUGUAGCUUCUCUUUAGUAGCGGAAUACAGGGCAGAUUACAAUAUAUAAAACAUAAAAAUAUGUAAGAUAGUGACAAACAAAAACAGUUUAGAAGGCCACUGAUUGCUUAAUUAGCCCAUGGCCUGGUUGUAGUGGAACGUUUUUGCCUGACACCUAAAGAUAUGUAACGAAGGUACCAGGUGAGUCUGCCUGGGGACAGCAUCCCACAAGCAGGAAGCCACCACAGAAAAGGCCUGUUCUCAUAUUGCCGCCCUUUGUGGAGGAGGCACAUCAUGAAGAGCCUCAGAUGAUGGUUGCAAGGUCCAGUUAGGCUCAAGACACAGGAACUACUGAAUACCAUUGCUCAGGGAAGACAAUAUUGCAUUGGAUAGCUCCUGCAUCUAGCAUAGCACAGCAGCUUUUGAGACAGAGCAGUUGUAUCUGAUAAGUGGGAACUUAAAAUUUCAGCAGUGGUACUCUUAAAGGUCCACAGUCAUUCUUAAAUUGUCUGAGUGCUGGUUUUGGGCAAGGUUUGUGUGUAAGUUCAUGAACCCUCUCCCCUGGUUAUAGAAACGAGCAGUUGCAGCACCCUUAAAACAGGUCUUGGCUAAAGGGAGAACCUCCCGCCACAUGAACUCAGAGACUUUGUCAUAGUUGGCACCUGAGCACGGAAACACUUGACAGCUCUGCUGAAAAUGGUUACGUUUUGCUUCCUGUUACACCAACCUGUUGAGUAAUAGAACCUGGAGGUGAAUGCAGCAGGUGACAGCAAAAAGAGCAACUGGGCUCAUCUCAAUGUGUUGCAUGAACAAGCAAGUCCUCCUCUGUGCUGCCUGAUGUGCAAUUCAAGGCGAGCCUUUGGGGGCCUUUCUAAAAAUGGACCCUUGUCCCAAAGGCUUUUGUUUGUUGAAGCAAUGGAUAUGGCCAUAUGUUGGUAAUGAAGUAAUGAAGAAAACAAGGGACUUUUAAAAACUGGGAUGAUAGUCCAUAGAAAUCUCUGUGUUUGGGGAACUCAGAAGCUUGGUCAUAGCUUGGUUGUUGAACGCCCUGGAACUCAGACAUUUUUGCUCCUGAAUGCCACAAACCUGGAAGUGAUUGUUCCAGUUUGCGAAUGUUCUUUUGGAACCCAAAGGUCUGAUGGGACUUCUGCAGCUUCUGAUUGGCUACAGGAGCUUCCUGCAGCCAAUCAGAAGCCACAAUUUGGUUUUCGAACAUUUUGGAAGUCGAACGGACUUCCAGAAUGGAUUCCAUUCAACUUCCAAGGUAUGACUGUAUCUAUAUCUAUAACCUCACUUCUUACGGGGAUAUACCAUAUCUGGGCUGUUUUCCUGAAGGCCAAACACACUAAUAAACUUGGUGCAUUCUGCUGAAAAUUAUGCUCACAUAUUGGUAGACGCACCUUGAAAUGGGAUCAUGACUUUUUUAGAAUUGGGACAGAGGGCAGGAGGUACUAAGUGAGGGUGGGGGUGCUAGUCUUCUGCUUACAGCAGACAAACGAGGCAGGAUUUGUACUUUUUUAUACAGUGGACGCUUGGGUUGCGAACGUGAUCUGUACGGGAUGCACAUUCGCAACCUGCAGCAUUCGCAACCUGCAUCUGCGCAUCUGCAGGUUGCGAUUUGGCGCAUCUGCGCAUGCGCAAAGCACAAUUUAGCACUUCUGUGCAUGCAUGACCGCCGAAACCUGGAAGUAACCCGUUCCAGUACUUCUGGGUUUCGGCGGUCCGUAACCCCAAAAAAAUGCAACCUGAAGCGGCUGUAACCGAGGUAUGACUGUACUAGCAGCAAGCGUUUUCUUGAGCAAGCUUGGAGGUAGAGCACUAAAUAAAAACAAAUGGGUGAUGGGUCAAAGGAUAUAAUGGGAGAGGACCAUAGCUCUGUGUGAGAGCAUCUGCUUUGCAUGCAGAAGGUCUCAGGUUCAAUCCCUGGCUUCUCCUUUCCUUUAAUAGUUGUUUGAUAUGCAGAGAUUUAUCAAAUGAAGAUAUUCCAGAGCUGGCUGUAGGAAAAGGUUCACCUGCCAAAUUUUCCGUGACAGACUGCUGUAAAUAGCACAGGAGCAGGGCCAGAAGAAAAAGCUGGCAACUGAAGUUGCAUCACUCAGCCCCUGAUGAUCACCUGAAAAUUACCCAAUUCAAGGCACCCUUAGAUUUGUGUGUGUGUGUUUAUCAUGUCCAAUGUGCAUGGCUGAACACCACUAGUGUUUUUAAAAAUAUGGUGUGUGAUUUACUCCUAGCGGCAGAUGUGUGACCAACAGAACCCUUGAUGUUCAGAAGAGCAAUGUCACCCAAGUGUGAAACUGCUAGUUUUGUUAGGCAAAGACCUACUUACUUAAAUACUGUUACACUUUUCAGAUCAGAUCAAAUUAGUUGUUUGGACCAUAUGCCAGCAAUAACAAUAAAUACUUGUUAUACGGCAUACCGAAUGUGAGUUCAUAAUUAAGCCAACCCACUGCAUCCACAGGAUAGCAAAACCUCUUAGAUGAGCAUUCUCUGCCGCAAAGACAUAUGAUAGGUAGAGCCACCUUUUCCGUGACCUUUUCCAUCAAUGCACAGGAUGGGUUUUGCUUCGCAUUGUGGGCAGAGCAUUUAGCCAUGAAAUGAUUUUGCUGUUUGUUUAGGCUGGUGAGGCCUGUGCCAAGGCCUCGCAUUAAACAGUGUACCAGGAGGUCUAGUAUAUUACCCCAAAGCAAGCAUGCCGAGUUGUGAGAUCCUGUAAUAAAAUGCCUUGGCCCUGCCUGUGUGUAUCUUGGCAGAUGAACCCAGCUGUGGAAGCCAAACAAGCUCAUCAGCACCAUUCAGCCUACCCUCCCCCCCCCCCCCUUUUUCUUAAAGGUGAAAAACACAAGCAGAUAUUGAAAAGGGGUCGUUGUUCCUGUGAAACACUUGGAUGGACUUGGAAGAGGGAUUUCACACAAGCAUAGUAUUCAGUUGUCCAUCUGAGACUGUGCUACAAUAAAUCUGUUAAGUCUUUCAGGGGCCACAAUAUUAUUUUAUUCUCCUUUUUUUAACAAAGAAAAAGAAAGAGUUGCCUGCAUGGAAGCUUCACUCCCUCCAAGUGGAGGCCUAGCUCCCUUGCCCCAGAUGUUUUGAGUGGGGGUUGUGGUUAUUCAGGAGGGGAGAGGAAAGCACAGCACUCUGCCCAUGCUCAAUAACAUUUGUUGCUUUUUCUUAACAUUUGGAUGCCUUCCUACCAAGUCUGAGCUCAACUUCGCAAGCUGCAUUUUUGCACCUGGAACUUUGCAAAAUAAAAAUUGCAUUUGCAAAACAGAUCCUUCCACCUGUGUGUUUCCAAUUUGGUUGAUCUGUGGAUUGUUUCUCCUCACCUGCAACAUGGCUGCCCCAGCACCACUAUUGCAGAAGGCAAUAGUGCUCCCACUAUCUGGGAGGCAGAAUGCCACCUUCACAUUUCCCCUUGAGUUCAGGAUAGAAAUUGGCUGAAGCCAUGUGCUCCUUAUCCUGCCAUGUGGCAUGGCAGUUCAAAUGCUGGACUAGAUGUGACACCUGGGCGGUUAAGUCCAGUCAAAGGCAACUAUGGGGUUGCGGCGCUCAUUAUGGAGUUGCGGCGCUCAUCUCACUUCAGGCCGAGAGAGCCAGAGUUUGUCCACAGAAAGCUUUCCAGGUCAUGUGACCAGCAUGACUAAACUGCUUCUGGCGGAACGGAACACCGUGACAAGUGCUAGAGCGCACAGAAAUGCUGUUUACCUUCCCUAUUUAUCUACUUGCACUGGUGUGCUUUCAAACUGCUAGGUUGGCAGGAGCAGGGACAGAGCAAAGGGAGCUCACCCCAUCACACAGAUUCGAACUGCCGACCUUCUGACUGACAAGCCCAAGAGGCUCAGUUGUUUAGACCACAGCACCACCUGCAUCCCAGAUGACACCCAUAUUCAAAUCUUCAUUUGUUAAUGAGGCUGGGCAGGGAGAUCUUGAGCCUAUCAGCCAAAACUACCAAGCAGGUCUGUUGGAGGCUAAAUUGAGAGGGGAAAAGAACAGUGUACAGUGUUCUUGGAGGCAGGGUAGGAUGAAAAUGAAAUAAAUACAUACAUCACAGCCCUCUGCAUUAUAAAAUUGCUUUGGGCAUAGUUUUAUGGAAAAGCAGGACCAAACAACAACUCCUCUUGACUAAAUAUUGAUUUCUCAAUAAAUACAUGAUAAGUACCCACACUCUUCUGAGAGAAGCUGUCUGUGCAGGUAUGCAGGCUUUAGAUCUCAUUUGUUCUCAUAGCUCUACCAGCAACAUCCCCAAAUUUCUCUUUAAGUUUUAAUUCCUGGAAAAGGAGGAUAUAUGGCAACCAUAGAAUGCAUUCUGCAGCUUUGUUGAUACUUCUGAAGUUCUGGUACAGUAAGCCUGCAACCUACGGACAUUGAACAUGUGCAUUCAGUUUUAUGUGCGUGGCAAAAAUAAAUUUAAAAGGGUUGGGGUUCCGGGGGAAAUGACGUUGGCAAUCAGAGCUGCCAUUGCACCCAAUGAAUUUUGACUCUACACAAUUUUGGCUUUAGGCGCGAUCCACAGAAUGUAACCUCUGUGUAAGUUGCGGGCUUACUGUAAUUGUGGAUCAGGAUCAAAGUUCUGAGUGGGGUUUUCAGCGUCCUGACUAUUGGCUGAUACUGGGAACUUUCCAGAGGUGUGUGCAGAAACUUUCACCCCAAGGAAUUCUGGCAGUUGCAGCUUCAGGGCUCAGAAUGUGGCUUUCAUGGGCAAAAGUUAUGCCAGGUGCCACCUGUGAAAUGAACCAUGCAGAUCUAGCAGACAGUAGUGCUGAAGGUUCCAUUGGGGUCACCUUUUCCCCUAAGAGCAGCAUCCUGUAUUUCAGUAUAGGCAACAUGGCUCGGAUUCCCAGUAGUGUUUGCUGCUCUAUAGGCAGAAAAGGAGCUUGGGCUGACAACAGAUUAGCAGACAUUGGAGGUGCAUCACAAGCUAAUGAAUGCUACCUUUAAAAAUUAUCAUUUCAGCUUUACUGCUCCAACACUUAAACCAGAAGCAGGAGACGGUUGUGCAUGUAGGGUUUGGGUGUGUGUGAUAUCGGUAGACUGUAAUAUCUGAAGGCAGUACUGCAUGUGUUCUCUCUAAUUUGGCUUUGUUUAUUUUUAGAGGAGCUAGCAGAAGAAAAGCUGUAGCAAAGAUUCUAAUUACCAUUUUCUUGCUUUUGAACUGGACUAACAUGCUGACCCAGUUAAGCAAAUCACGGCAAUUCUUGGGUAAUCUUCCAACCUUUGCUCACAGAGGUGACACUCUAGAUGAGAUUCCUCUUCACAUAUUUAAUUAUCUGUGUUCAUUAAAAAUCCAAGCCUUCCAUUUGUCUUGAGUUUUCCAUUCUUGGGAGCCUGAGAUUGAUUUCCUCAUUUUAUUCUGGAGCAUUGCGACGACUUGUGUGCAAUUCAGAGACCAAAUCUUAGUUAUAUCCACAGGGAUCCCACAAGAAGAUUAAUAGGGAUAUUUUGGAUGCUACUUCAAUGUUUGAUAGUGCUUUCUCCUGGCUAGAACUCACCUUUGCAGCAUUUGCAAACAAAGUCACUAUUGCCAUUUCGCAGAGGGCAAAGUAAAGGCUGAGACAGUAGGGGAAAUACAGGAUACCGGCCUUAUACAUGUCUAGCCUGCUGUUCUCCCAAAGGGCAGCGUGAGGUCUGUUUAUUCUGCUCUGAUUUUCGUGGCCAUUAACGCAAACUGCUCCUGACCUCCGGAAGGAUUCUAACUAUUAGGGGAAAACGUUUUUCUUCCAUGGGACCGAACUGGCUGUUCUUGUUCCUAUUGUUCUGUGAACAAUGGAGGGCUCUUAACUGAAUUCAGCUGAGGAGGGGGAAUCAAGAGGGAGCAAAUGCUCCAUACAUUGAAAGAAUACCUCCAGCCAACAAAAACCAGGAAAUGUGCACUUGCAGCUCCUGCUCAUUCACAGAGGAGAGCAAAAACAAUAUAUGUGAAACCAGCUGUUAAUGACAGACGACCUGGCUUCUGCCAUCAGUCUGGUGGGGAGAGGAGGAAGAUGGCUUCAUUUAUUCCUUUCAUGCCCCACCACCAUCCCACACCCCAGCAGAUAUUAACUAAAAGUAAGCACUGUGACAUUUCAGAGUUUUAAAUUCAUAUGUUCUGUCUUGGGGCCGCAGAGGAACAGCAGAGGGCGCUGCUUCUGUGUACCUGAACACAGAAUUACACAGCGGUCUCUACAGUAAAGCAGGACUGAAUUGUCCCAUGUGAAAGCUUAGGCAACGCCUGUUCAGAUUUGUGGGGAGAGAGGCGAGGAGACACCGUGGCUUGUAAGCCCCUCCUUUCUAAAUGUGUAGCUUCUCAAGGCAGUUUGGGUUGGACACAAACGCCGUGGGCAUCUAUGCUGCACGCCUACCAUCUGCUGGCAGAGCAAGAAAUGGCACUGCAUUCUCGACGUCAAUAUAUCAACUGAAAACGGGUGUAUUCUUUAUAACUCACAGGGAAAGUUAGGUUCUAAAAAAGGGAAUGAGCCAUUUAGUGGUGGUGAGCUGUGGGAGGAGUUUUUUCCAGAAGAUGUCUGAAAUGUUAUGUUCUAGGUUAAGUUUUUUACAGCUUGGCUUGCUGGGAGUCCCAGUAUACCAGGGCAUUUCUUUCUUUCUUUCUUUCUUUCUUUCUUUCUUUCUUUCUCUCUCUCUCUCUCUCUCUCUCUCCCUCUCUCCUUACGCAGUGGGUGGGGGGUGUUAUUGUUACAAAACUGUUGAUUUUAAAGAUUUAUAGCCCACAUUUCAUCAAUCCAGCUACAAGUAAUGUUGCUGAACUCGCAGCUCCAGUGUGAAACAGAGUGCCAGACUUGGACCUGGGAGGCCUGGGUUCAAAUUCCUGCUCAUCCCUGAAACUCACUGGGUGGCCUUGGGCCAGUCACUGCCUCUCAGCCUCGCCUACCUCACAGGAUCGUCGUGAGGAUAAAAUGGGGAGAGGAGAGCCAUGUACAUCACCUUGAGCUCCUUGGAGGGAAAAAGUGAUAUCUAAAUGCAACAGUUAAAUAACUCCAAUCAUUCCUGACCAUUGGCCAUGCCAGCUGGGACUGGCGGGAGCUCAAUGGCAUUUGGAGGUGCAAAGGUUUACAAGCUCUGGCCUUUAAGAUGUGCCCUGCAUAAAUAAAAAAUCUGAGCCAACAGCAGCCCCCUCCGGGGAGAAGGGCAGGUAUCAACCCUAGGGUGCGCCCGGCUGACUUUUCUUUUUGCCUGUUCUUCUGCAGCUCCCAGUCCCCUUUGCGGUCUUCCUGCUGCUCUACAAGGAGAGGCUGGUGCCUUGGUGUCAAAGCGGCAGCCCCCCACUACUGCCUGCGGAUGAGCUGGCACUGGAAACGCGGAUAGCCGACCGGGAUGACUCUUCCACCUCCUCGCCAAGAACUCAGCCAGAAAUAGGUGAGAGCUGCCAAUCCGGGCUGUGCAUGCAGAGCCCAUUACCAUGGUAUCAGAGCCCUCUUCUCUCCACAGGUUGUAGCGAGAGGGUGUGUUGUUUUGCUGCGGGAAAGGGAUGAAGCAAAGCACAGAGGGAAAUAUUCUGCAUUAAGCUUCCCAGGUUUUUCCUUGUCUGUGGCUACUGCCUUGAUGGCUGUGUUCUACCUCCUCUGACAGAGACAGUGUGCUUCUGGCCAGAAACUGCAAGAGGGCAAAGGGCUGUCAAGCUCAGGUCCUACAUGGGUGGCCACUGAGACAGCGGCGUAGCAAACCCUGCUGGCGCCUGGGGCGGAACAUUUUAAGAGAGCGCCCAAAGUGGUUGAGCUUUUCUAAGGACACCGGUAAAAGCCGUCAAGCUUUUUUGGGAGAACAUUGCCAACAGUUGCUCAGCCAGCUUUUUGAGGGAUGGACACUGGCUCCACGGGCCCCCAUGGCACCCUGCAACCCCCACCCCCCCACACACACACCUGGUGCAAAGGCUGAGCAGCAGCAACAAGGCUCCCACUGCCCCUCCGGUCUCUUUGGGGCUUCCUCCACCCUCACUGAGGUCCUCUUCAGGCUCUCUCUCCUCAUGAGCCACAAGGACUUUUCAGCUCUCUCCUGCCAUUUCUGGGUUUGAAUUGGAUCAUUUAAUUAUUUCCUGGUGCCACAUGUAUACACGGUUGUGCGCAAGUCGAUCACACAUAAGUUGAGUGACUGUCUAUACAUGGACUAAAUGGGCCACUGGACCUGAUCCACCAGAUUCUUCUUAUGCUCUUAUCUUCUGAAAUGUUCAUGGACAAAUGAGUCAAACACAUGGAAACAGUAUUUUGGAAACUGAAAAGGCUUGAGUACUAGGCUAGAACCCUAUUUGUGCUAUCAGCUACAUAGGUCUGGUUAUGUUCCCAGAACACACAUAAAACUAAGGAAGCCAAACCAGUCCAAAUAGGUUGAAUCCUAUUGAUCCUAGAAUAUUGUACAUUAUUUGUCCUUGGCUUCUGUUUAUUUAUUUAUUUUUUAAAUAAUUUUUAUUAAAGUUUUAAACAAAGAAAAAAGAAAAAGCAACACACACAAAACAAUACAAAAUUUAACAAUAGAAACACACAACAUAACAAUUAAAAACAAACUCUCUUUUACAUUCCCAAUUUUGAAUUACUUAUUUUCUGGACUUCCUCAUACCUCCCUCUUUUGUAUUCCAAUCUACAUUAUUUGUCCAGCAGUUUCUUUUCCACUUUUUUAAACCCAAUCUUUAAUUUAAUGAAAUAUUAAACUAUAUAGCUUCAGCUUUUUAAACAUAAUCCUUGUUCUUAAUAUCAUAUACCUUUAAAUUUUUCCCUUUUAUUAUCAAAUUUCCAUUUCUUUAAACAUCUUUAAUCUUAAUCUUUAAUCUUAAUCUAUCCUUAGCUUUAACCUGUACAGCUGGAAACCACUUAUUUUCAAUCCAACAUCACUCUAACAUUCCUUAAUUUUGCAGUGUUUCUGAAGAUAGUCUUUGAAUUUCUUCCAAUCUUCCUCCAUCGACUCUUCUCCCUGGUCACGGAUUCUGCCAGUCAUUUCCGCCAAUUCCAUGUAGUCCAUAAGUUUCAUCUGCCAUUCCUCCAGCGUGGGAAGUUCUUGUGUCUUCCAAUACUUUGCGAUAAGUAUUCUUGCUGCUGUUGUUGCAUACAUAAAGAAAGUUCUAUCCUUUUUAACACCAUUUGGCCCACUAUGCCCAGGAGAAAGGCCUCUGGUUUCUUGGGGAAGGUAUACUUAAAUACCUUUUUUAAUUCAUUAUAUAUCAUUUCCCAGAAAACCUUAAUCUUUGGGCACGUCCACCAAAGGUGAAAAAAAUGUACCUUCAGUUUCUUUACAUUUCCAACAUUUAUUAUCGGGCAAGUGAUAAAUUUUGCAAGCUUGACUGGGGUUAUGUACCACCUGUAUAUCAUUUUCAUAAUAUUCUCUCUUAAGGCAUUACAUGCCGUAAAUUUCAUACCUGUGGUCCAUAACUGUUCCCAGUCAGCAAACAUAAUGUUAUGUCCCUACGUCCUGUGCCCAUUUAAUCAUAGCCGAUUUUACCGUUUCAUCUUGAGUAUUCCAUUUCAGCAGCAAGUUAUACAUUCUUGACAGAUUCUUGGUAUUGGGUUCUAACAAUUCUGUUUCUAAUUUUGAUUUUUCCACCUGGAAGCCAAUUUUCCUGUCUAAUUUAAAUGCCUCCAUUAUUUGAUAAUAAUGAAGCCAGUCUCGCACUUUGUUUUUAAUUUUUCAAAACUCUGCAAUUUCAGUCUAUCUCCGUCUUGUUCCAAAAUUUCCCAAUAUUUCGGCCAUUUGACCUCCAUAUUGACCCUUUUCAAGGCUUUCGCUUCCAUUGGUGACAGCCACCUUGGGGUUUUAUUUUCUAGCAAGUCCUUAUAUCUAAUCCAAACAUUAAAUAAUGCUUUCCUGACAAUGUGGUUUUUAAAUGCUUUGUGUGCUUUGACCUUAUCAUACCAUAAAUAUGCAUGCCAUCCAAAUACAUUAUUGAAACCUUCCAAAUCCAAAAUGUCAGUGUUUUCAAGAAGUAGCCAUUCUUUCAACCAGCAAAAAGCUGCUGAUUCAUAGUAAAGUUUGAGGUCUGGCAGGGCAAAUCCACCUCUUUCCUUUGCAUCUGUUAGUAUUUUUAAAUUUUAUUCUAGGUUUCUUGCCCUGCCAGACAAAUUUAGAAAUAUCUUUCUGCCGCCUCUUGAAACAGUCCACUUUGUCAACAAUCUGCAAAGUUUGAAACAAAAACAACAUUCUAGGCAAUACAUUCAUUUUUAUCGCAGCAAUACGGCCUAGCAGUGGAAGCUUCAAGUUUGACCAAAUUUCUAAAUCUUUUUCACUUCUGACCAACAUUUUUCAUAGUUGUCUUUAAAUAAAUUCCCAUUUUUGCUGUCAUAUUAAUCCCCAGGUAUUUAACUUUCUUAACCACUGUUAACCCUGUCUCAUUCUGAAACCUCUCUCUUUCAAACGGUGUUAAAUUUUUCUCUAAAACCUUGGUUUUUAAUUUGUUCAAUUUAAAUCCUGCCACUUGACCAAAUUCUUGAAUCAGUUCUAAAACCCUUUUUGUACUAGAUUCUGGCUCCUGUAACGUCAAUACUAAGUCAUCUGCAAAAGCUCUCAAUUUAUAGUGUUUAGUUCCGACUGUCCUUGGCUUCUGUUUAGUAUUAGCUCUGUAGGCAAUGAAUUGAAAUCCCUGGGGGCAGGUUUCUCUGCUGGCAUUUACCCAGGACUCAGCUAUACAGCUGCAAAUAAAACGUUUUAAAUCUGUUUUAAGUGCAAUAUAAAAUGUGACACUAGAUGGCGAUCGUGAGCCUUAUAGAAAAUUCAAUAUAUUUUUUAAAAUGCUUUUUAAAAAAAGCAUUUUCAGAAUGAUUUUUAUAUGUUUGUAGAUUCCACCCCAGUUUGUAGCAGAGAAGGAAUGUCGGUGUGAUUGCAAAAGCUUCUCACCAGUCCUGCAUUUAAUAUCAGCCUUUGUUCCGGUCCAUGUUAAGGCCUUUGCCAAAUUGGGAGUGAUGUUUUAUGCCCACUCUGCCCUCCUAGCAAGGAAGGUGUUUCGUUCUGGGCCAAGGCAUCUGUUUCCCUGCAUUGCGAUAACUCCCAUGAGCAAAAGGGAGGCAAUUAUCUCACGCACAGAGUGGUUUGAAGAUGAAAAGCAGCCUGUCUUUCUGCCAGGAAGGUUAUUACUGGAACUCUGAAAGAAGCAACUUCUGUGCGCCUUCUAAAAAUGUCUCAUUUAUUUAUUUGGUGGCUUUUGCUGUGGUGUGUAGCAGCUUACAGGUGCAUUUGCUCAUAUGCAUCAAGAAUGCCAGGUGUUGCAUAUUUCUGUCGUUUUCUAUGCACACACACUGGGAUGCAUUUAUAUACAUGCAAACAUUUCUGGCUGCUCUUAACCCCACAAGCCAUGCAGCAAUGAGAUGGAACACAUUAUUAUUAUUAUUAUUAUUAUUAUUAUUAUUAUUAUUUAUUAAAUUUGUAUACUGCUUUUCAUCUGAAUAUCACAGGACAUUUUACAACGUAAAAAAAAAAUGAAAACACAAAAUACAUAAUAAAAGCAAAAGCAAAAUAAACCAAUUGCCCGUCUCCCACAGACACAUUUUUAAAGGCCAUAGAAUAUUGAUGCCCAUUCCACUUUGGUGCAUGUAGAAAAGCAGUAAAAUGGUGGUAUCUGCCUUAGGGCCUCAGCUCCCAUAGUGCCAGCUGCAUCAGACCAAAGGUCCAUCUAGUCUAAUUAUGGGCAGCCUUUCUCCUGCCAAGGACUGCAUUCCUUCAGGGCUUCAUUCCUUCAGAAGUAACCUGUCAGAAUAGAAGAAGACAUCUUUACCCUGAUAUGGCUCCCCUUUGUCACAUACACAGCCCAAAAACACAACGACAAAAAUCCACCAACAGCCUAUGAAUCAAUAUGGCUAACCUGAUCCAAAAACACACCCCCACCUCCACUUAAACACGAAAACAAAGUUCACCACAGCCAAUCACAAACGAACAACCACACCCUAGGCCAACCCCAACUUCUCUCACCACCAAAGGAACACAAGCGAAUAGUAAAGAGAACCUGCACAAGUGACGCUGACACAAAACCCCACACAUACACUAAGAAGAAUAGAAACAUCGCCUCCCGACCCCACCCCCACCCACCAUGCCCCCCCCUCCACCUCUUUCCCCCUUUUCUUCCUAAUGUAACCCUAAUGUCUCAACAAAUGAAACUGACCUAUGGAAAAUGUAAUUUGAAAAAAGAGACAUUGCGCAUACUUUUGUAAACCAAGAAAUCUCAAAUAACUAACUGACUAACUAACUGACUGACUAACUAACUAACUAACUAACUAACUGUCUGUCUGUCAGGAGCCACAGUCCAGUGGUGGAUGGGGCUGAAGCCAUCAAUGAAUGUGGGGCGAUCCAUUUCCUACUUUCUUUUCUCCACCCUCUUCUCUUCCCUCUUCCUCCCCGUCCAGUAGGCUGUCGAGGGAGGAAUUGUUCUUGCUGGAGGUGUUAACCAAUUGCUUUCAGGGGGCUUUUUAAGUUAAACUGAGGGCCACAUGAAAUUAAGCCAAGGGCCAUGCUUGGUUCUAGGGCUGCAGGCUGCCCACCUACGAUCUAGUCCCAGCAUUCUGUUUCCAGCACCAUCUAGCCAGACAACUCCUGGCCACAAAAGUGACAACCCCCCUCUGCUACCCAAAUUAAUUUUGUGUGACAUUCCUGAAUGUGUUUUUUCAGUUGGACCACUCUGAAUUCAGAAGCACUUCUAUAGAUGAAGAGCUGAGACAGCAGGAAAAGAGUCCCAAGUCAGGCCUCCCAAGGCUCAUAGACUUCAGCCCUGUGUGUUUCUGUGCUUCACUUGUGUGCUUAUAUAGCGUCAGGCCAGCCUCUCCCCUGUCUGUGUUCACCACAGUUUGGUGGAGUUGGGGAGUGACAGGGAUGUAGUCUACUCAUUUUAACCAUAAUGCCACAUUUCCCAGCCUUCAGUUGUGGGAAGUGGGUUGCAGGAGUGAUAACCCCUCCUUAUUAUUUACCAGAGGAGACCUCUUGGAUGGUUUGGAGGGUAGACACAAUACUUUAGUCAUAAACUUGUUGCUGAACUCUGGAGCCUGUUCUGGGGCAAAUCUUUGCUGCAGAGAGAGAGAGACCAUUUGGGUACCCAAGAAGCUUCACUACUCUUGUGUGCUAUUGUUUUCUCUACCCAGGGCAUGAGGACCUCUUCGGAUGCUGCCAAAGCAAGAACUUCAUAGGAGCUCCUUGCUCUUACUUUGCUGUCCAUGUGAUGGGUGCCCUUCUCCUCUUUAUGACUGAUGGGAUCCUGGUAAGAGCAACAAUUGAGGAGUCAGUGUCAGACCUACCCAAUUUGCACUACUGGGGCACUCCAGAUUCACUAGAAUGGGCUGUCUUUUACUUGAUCUGUGUAGCUUGGCUUGAGUGCUCAUGGAGAGCUUUCAGCUAAAAACUUGUCUCCCUCCGCCCAGCUGGUACUGCCUGCUGGUUCACUCUUAGUAGCAUUGCUUUAGUCCAAAGCUCAUGGUCUUUUCUGCCUUCUUUUGACUGCAUCUCACCUAAGAGUAUGAGGAAUUGGCCCUUUGCUUAAUUGGGCUGUUCGCCCAAGAUUGGCGCUGCAGUUGCUCUCUUACACUAUAUGUUGAAUUCUCACCCACUUAAAGUUGAGGACCACCCCACCACCACACACCUUUUACAAUUUUAUCCUGUAAGCCUUUCAUGGCCUGAGAGUGUUAAAUGUGGUGACCUAUAGCAGGCAGGCACUCUUAAAACCACAAGAAACAAGGCCCAGAGAAUUGUAACCACUAUUGGCUGAUCUCAAAUGUCCCUUCUUUGGGCAGGUUGGUGGAGUGACUGCUUUUCUAGUCAACUUCAAGCACUCAUUAUCCAUUUGAGUCUGGAUUCUGACUUUGAUUUGGAACUGAAACUGCCAGGGUUGCCCUGAUAAAUGACUUCUGCUAGGAGAGGAUGGGGGGAAUGCAAUGUAAUUCUGUUGAUUCUACUAAAUCUCUCAGCAGUGCUCAAUACCAUUGGCCAUGGUUUCCUUCUGGAUAGGGUUUCUGAGUUUGGGAUUGGGGAUGGAUGUUCCACUCCUACCUGGAGGGCCCAUUCUGGAAGGCAGAAUUGCAAGACUGGCCCACGGUAUUGUGGGACAGAGGUCCCUUGGGGAUCCAUUCUGUUCCCCCAAGAUGUUACGGCAUUUUUAUGAAGGCGUUUGAAUGGAGUUGGGUGUCACUGCACAGUGAAGUCCUUCAUCUCUGUCUCUUCCAGCUGAAUUGGAAGAAGUGUUUAUCUGGGGUUUGGAAGCACUAAUUGACACUCAGUCCUGAUAAGACAGAGGUGUGCUGUGUGGGUCAGCAGUUUGUCUGCCCAGGGAGGUGGUGUUCAACCAAUUUUGCUGAGGAUUGUACCCUCUGUGAAGGAUAAGGUGCCAGUGUGGGAGUGCUGUUAGAUUCAUCUUUAUCUCUUGGGCCUCCAGGGUCACGAGUUCCUUCUGUUGGUUGUGGCUAAUCCACCAACUGCAGUCCUUCCUGAGUAGAUACAAUCUUGAUGCCCUGGGAACAUUGGGUGGGCUGCAUGGGGCUGCCUUUGAAAACUGUUCAGAAAUUGCAGCUAGCACAGCACACUAACUUCGUUUCCUGACAUGGACUGAGUGAGGAGCUCACAUCUGGCUGCACUGAAACACCAUCCCUGGCUUCCAAUGAGAUUUAAGGUGCUGGUCUUAACUCUUAAAGCCCUUCAUGGCUUAGGACUCAAAUAUUUUGUGGGAUUGCCUUGUCCCAUCUCAAUCAGUUCAUUCGCCGACAUCCCCAUCACAGGCCCCUGCUGUCUGAAGUGUGGUGCGUGGUUACGGCACAGAUGGAGGGCCUUUUCCGUGAUGGCUCCUCAUCCUUGGAAUGCCCUUUUCAAGGAAGCCCACCCAUAGACCUCAUGACUAGAACUUAGGUGCCAGGCAAAAGCAUUUCUGUUUCCCCCAGGCUUUUCAGAACUGCUAAGGCAAGCAUUCUUAAACGCUAAAAAGUAAACUAAAUUUAAAUGCACUGUUGUGAUUGCAGUUUAAUUUUGUAUAUUGGUUCACAUGUGUUAGUAAACCAAUUAUUUUACAUUAUGCUUUUUCAUUUCUUUUUACUGUGUGUGUGUCCUGGGAAUAUAGAUCUAGAUUGGAGGUUUGUGUGAUAUAUAGAUUAUGUAAGUAAAUCUGGUCUCUCCUGCAGGGCGAGUAUUCUGGGUUUGUGUACAGCUACGCCGUGGAGGAACCACUCUCCGUGGGACACAAGGUGGCUGGUUACUUGCCCAGCCUCUUCUGGGGAUUCAUCACUCUGGGCCGGCUCAUCUCCAUCCCUGUGUCCUACAGAAUGAAGCCAGCAACUAUGGUUUUCAUCAACGUGGUAUGGCAAUAUCUUCUUCUUCUCCCUCUCUUCCAAGGUAGCAGAGAGGCUUAUUCUGGCUAUGGCGUGUCUGGCAGACCAGUAACAUGGAUAUAACCAGCGACUGGCACCCUCAUUUGGAAGCAAGAGCGUAUUAUUCUUACAGCUGAGGGCAAUGCAAGCAAAUUGGUUAGAGCAGGAAUGGGAAACCUGUGGCCCUUCAGACAUCAUUGGCCUCCAGCCCCAAGCAGCUGAACAACCUCUGGGUGGCCCCAGGCUCCCUAUUCCUGGGACAUUUCAUUCAGAGAACCCUGGAAGUUGUGCUGAAGGGGGGCAUUGACUGGAGAUCUCUAGCAAAGCAGUCUCCUUGUCCUUGCAUGCCUUCCAAUUCCAGGGUUUCUUGAGGGAAUUGUUAUUAGGGUCAGGCGAUAUAUCAAUAUACUGUCUUAUAUUGAUAUUAAGAGCAGUUUGUGAUAAUGGUUUGUUUGGGGUUUUUUAAUUACCUGGCAAUAGUCAUACCUCAUGUUACGUUUGCUUCAUGUUACGUUUUUUCAGAUUGCGCCCCAAGGUGACCUGGAAGUACCAGAAAGGGUUACUUCCGGGUUUCACCACUCGCACAUGCGCACAAGCGCCAAAUCGCACCAUGUACCUGCGCAGAUAUGGCGCUUCAGGUUGUGGGGUUUUCAUGUUGCAAACGGGCCUCUGGAAUGGAUCCCGUUUGCAACCAGAGGUACCACUGUAUAUCGUGAAUCGUUUGUGUGUGUGCUUGCUUGCAAUAGUCAAAAAACAUGAUACGGUGGUACCUUGGGAUGCGAACAGGAACAGGAUCCGUUCCGGAGCCCUGUUUGCAUCCUGAAUAGAACGUAAGACACAUCUGCGCGUCUGCGCAUGUGCAGGUCAUGUUUUGCCGCUUCCGCGCAUGCAUCUGUGCAUGCGCAAGUGGCAAAACCCCCGAAGUAACGCGCGCCGUUACUUCUGGGUCGCCAUGGAGCGCAACCCGAAAAUACUUAUCCUGAAGCAUAUUUAUCCCGAGGUAUGACUGUAUUGCAAAAAUUGGGAAGCUGGUGCUGCUUCCUGUCCUGUGCAGACGUUGCUAUUGCUAACUCUGCCUUAGCUACAUUUCCAUGCGUCCUGUAGUGGCAGCAGCAAGCUGACGCAAAAAUUGCCCUUUGAGAAAUUGUGUGUGCACUGCAGGGUAACUCUGCCUUAGCUCUCCAUCUCCCCUGCCUGCCUCCCUCCUCAGCGCUCUUGUCUCCCGAGCAGGCGGAGCUUGACAGCCUCCAAGUGGGAACUUCCUCCCUCAGAGACCCCAGGUUCUUGUUGAAAGGCAGGCACCAGGCUGGUAGGUGGCUUAGGCAGAAGCAUGGCUUCUGGAACCAAGUCCCCUUCUCUCCUCCUGUUCUUACGUAAAAAUAUAAACUGGGAUAAGAAGAAGAAGAAAAAGAAAAACACACUGCUCUAGCAUAAAAGCCGAUUCCCUCUUUCCCCUGUUGUGUUUGUGGGUCUGCGUUUGUCUGUGUGUAUGUUUCCCCCCCGCCCCACGUUUGUAUUUGUGUGUGUUGUGAAGAAGCACUACACUUAAAGAAAAUGAAUUAAACCAGCCUCUCUCUGCUGGCAGGCAGCAGGUCGUCUUAACUUUACUCUAAAGUAGUUAUCUCCCCCCCUCCCCGCUUCCCCUGUCCCAAGCAAGCUGCAGAGAAACUGCAACCACCAACAAACACGUUUAUUAUGCCUUAAUCUUAUAUUAGGCAGGAAUGGAUUUAUGCCACAGUAACCGUGUAUGCUCUUACCCAUGUUCACCCCUGAAUUCCAUGUGGCUUACUCCCUGACAAGCGUGUAUAAAAAUGCAGCCUAAAUUGCUUAGUCUCAAAGGCACUAACUAUGCAGGACUGUCAGCAAGGGAAGUAAUAAGCUUCUAGUCCUUAAGGAAAAGAGUAUCUGCCCCCCUCCAACUUCUUGUCUUCUGAAUCUACUUUUCAAGAGUGUGGAGUAAGGUGGAAGGAUAUUACGUGGACUAGGACCUUGGAGGCAUAAGUCCACUUGGACAUGAAGCUCACUGGGCGGCCCUGAGCCUAACCCACCUCAACAGAUUGUUGUGAAGAUAAAAUGCAGAGAAAGGGAAACCAAUAAUGCCACCUUGAGCUCACUGGAGGGAAGGUAGAAUGUAUAUAUAUAAAAAAUGCAAAUAAGGAGUACAGCCAGCAGUGCAGACAAGCAGAGUAGAAGCAAUUUGCUGUGUCCUGGGUUAGUGAAAUGAGCCUGCUCUUUGCUCCCGCUGUGAUGUCUGCUGGGGACAUCAGAUACACUAGUUGAGCUUGGUGGCCAUAUCUGUAAAAUCAAAGGGGGAUUUUCGAUGUGCUGCAACUAGUAGCAUCAAGUGGCGAUUUUCAUGCAUGAAAUGGCUCAGAUCAGCCGCCUUCUGCUAAAGCUCUCUUAUCUAAGACACUCAACGUGUGUCUUCUGAAGCUGUUUCCACGUUCAGCUGGGCAUUAUCGGGAGACGAGAUACCAAAUGAUGCCCACAUGUCUGUGAAUCUCUCCAGAGGCAAGGCUCAUACAGUCAGGGUUGUGUGUUGUCGUCCCUCCCCGCCCCCCGCCCCCGUAGCAGUGGUGCUUACUCGGUCUUUUUAGCUGAGCGCAAAAAAAAUCUUACUUAAUUUUAUUUUUUUCUCCAUUCCUUUUAUGUCAUUGCAGCUUGGAGUGCUUGUAACAUUCUUCCUGCUCCUGAUCUUUUCCUACAGCGUUGUCUUUUUGUUUGUGGGGACUGCCUCCCUGGGCCUGUUCCUCAGCAGCACUUUCCCUAGUGUCCUGGCCUACACUGAAGACAUUCUCCAGUACAAAGGUAAACCAGGUCUCUCCUUGUUCUUUCUUUCUACCAAGAAAGAAUAGCUUCAACAACCACAAUAAAAGCAGAGCCCUUUAAAUGAGGGCCAUGCUUUUAACUUUCCAAUAUAAGGUAAUCCCUGGUUUGUUUUUAAUUUUUUUUUGUCACAAGCUAAGCAAACAACCAAAUCCUCUGCGUAUUUGUUUAACUGUAGGCAUACUCUGUGAGAUGCUGCUGGACUACAACUCCCAUCAGUCCUGACCACUGGUCUUGCUUGCUGGGACUCAUGGGACUUGUAGUCCAACAGCAUCUGGAAGGCAACAAGAUGGUGACCAUUGUCCUGUUAUGUUCACUGGAUCUUACUGCCAGGGGAACGUGCAAGGAUGACUGCUUUAAGCACUUGGUUUAUCAUUAAAGAGCAACAUUUAUGUAUCUUACUCACUUGCAUAGGAAAGCCUUCGUCCUUUCCAUCAGCAUAGCAUUUGUACCACAGACGUCUGCCAUUUACAUUUGGGUGCCCUCUUCUGUUUCAUACUUUAUCACACACCCGGGGGGGGGGGGGAAUAUGUGUAUAUUUAAAAGCAUUUCAAUACCACAUAACAUUUCAAAAAUCUCCAAGAAAUCUCUUAAAGAUGGGACAUGUGCAUCUUGCUGCAUCUGUUCAGUCUUCCUUAUCUGCUUCUUGCAAAAAGUGUAACGUGGUGCCACUUUCAUUCCAGGCUGUGCCACUACUGUGCUGGUGACAGGAGCAGGUAUUGGAGAGAUGGUUCUGCAGUUGCUGGUAGGGUCGGUAAGUGUGCAAAAUCCACCAACGCCCUGCUGGGCAUAAGCUUUCUGUUGGUCAGUGCUUAGGACACUGAUUCUCAGGGCCAUCAGCUAGAGCACCAGUUCAGUAUUGUCUACAAUAGGGCAGAGAACCUGCUUGCUGGUUUCCCAUGAGCAUCUGGUGGGCCACUGCGGGGAAAGAGGAUUUUGGAUUAGAUGGUACAUCAGUCUGAUCCAACAGGCUUCUGAUGCUCUGUGGCCCUCCAACUAUGGUUGGAUUCUAGUUCCCAUAAUUUCUGACCAUCUUCAGUUAUCCCUAGCCAGCACGGCUGGUGGCCACGUAUGAUGGGAGUUGGGAGUCCAGAAUAUCUGCAGGUUCCCCAUCCAUGGUCCAGCAGCUCAACAUGAGACUUUCCCAACCUUAUCUACAGAAGCCAGCAAUUGACCCUGGGACCUUGUGCAUGCAAAGCAUGGAUGAUAUCCUGUGUACUUGUUCCAUUAGUGCAAGCAUUGGUGCAAUGCAACUUCUCCUCUUCUCCUCCCUCUGUCUGCACCCCAUGCCCUCCCAACAUCUUUACCAGGCGGUUGGGGGAAAACUCAGCGCAGAUUGGGGGCAGAUCUGGGGAGGUAAGCAGGAGAAGCUCCAUUGUGCUAAUGGAAUACAUUGCUUAGCACUGCUUUGGCUACAACCCUGUGUGUCCCACCACUGUCCUGAGAUGCUUCAUAAUGUUAAUGACUGUCUCCAUCCAAAUACUCCUGCAAGAAGGAACUCACCAUGUAUGGAAAUGCUGCUCAUGGUUUUCUGGAGUUUUUAGAAAGCCAGGCUUGUUCUGAAGCAAAGGGCAAUUGAUCUGUUUCUAAUAAAGUGUGAAAGAAACAGAGGAAGCAACCUUCUGCCAAGGCAAUUUGUCUACCUAGGCCAGGAUUGUUUGCAGCUCUCUGGGGUCUCCAUAAGAAUUAGUCCACAACCCUUGCCACUUUUAACUGGAUUGAAUCUCUCAUCUCCUGUAUGCAAAGUGUAUGCAGUACCGCUCAUGAUGGCUAUCACCUGGCGGCCUCUGGUGGCAGAACAUGCAACCUGCAGCUAUCCUCAUGUCACCAGCAUAGCCCCUUGGGUGGUAUUUUAAGCAUGCCCCUGCUUGGGAGGACGCAUUUGUCCAGCUUCUCCGCCUUGCCUUCUUUCAAACCCUUAAGGAAGGCACCGUGGUGUGUACUCAAAUCCCUCAGUGGCAUUUGGGGUGGGGGCAGUCUUCCUCGCUCAGCCUAACCUCCUUUGCAGGGUGGUUGUGAAGAUAAAGCUGAGGGGUAGGACAGAGGUGGAGCUAGCUGCUCCAGCACCCGGACCAGCCCACAUGCUAUGCACCCGGGGGCGAGGCAAGCAUCCCACGGGGCUGUGGCGGCUAUCUCCACCUCUGUCCCACCGGAGGGUGGCGCCUGCGAUGAUGUAACCCCCUCUCAGGGAUGACACCUGUGGCAGACUGCACCCCCCGCACCCCCUUCCUCCGCUAGUGGGGUAGGAGAAGAAAGGUGUGUAUUACCUCGAGCUGCUAGGAGAAAGGGCAGGAUACCAAAUUAAGAAAUAACACAGAGGUUUAACUCGAGCAAAUUUCUUGACAGAGAGCCUCCUCAUCCAAUGGGUGAAAAGAAAGUUUUUCUGUUUUGAGUCAAGGCAUUGCAUAGAGUGGCUCAAGACACCUUUGCAGCUGAAAGCUGGGCAGUACAUUUCUUGAACUCCUGCUCUUUCCCUUCUGAGAUACGUUUUCUGGCAGGUAGACACCCUAGGGAAACAGAUGGUAUCUGCUGCUUUCUCUGAAGGUCAGACAAUCUGUCUGAAACAGCCCACUCAUGGGAAAUGGAUCCUAUCCAACCCCCGUCAGCACGGCUGGUGCACUCUGACGUUAUUCCUCUGGCUCCCAGACCCAUUCAAGGCAAUGUGUGGCUCUCAUUUAGGUGCAAAGGCUGCCCUGAACCUUGCUGUUUUUCUUUUGCGACAGAUCAUUCAUGACCAGGGCAGUUACAGUUUCCUAGUGUGUGGGACCAUCUUUGGAGCCUUUGCCUUCGUUUUCUACAUCUUCCUUCUGUUUUCCCACAGGAUGCACCCUCAACCCCAAUCAGGUAAGGGCUGCCAGCCCAUUAUCCCAAUCUCUCCCCCUUCCUUCCACACUUCUGAAAAGAAUGGAAGAGGGGGGUACGGCAUUAGUGCAAAGCAAGCCAGGGUGUCUUGCUCCAAGGAGAAAAUGCAAGGAAGUGUUUGCUUUACAGCUGCUUCCUGCCUGUUCUUCCUGCCUGGCUUGGCCCACAAUGAUCUGUCUGGCACCCCGAACUUUACUUUCUUUACUGUUGGACAAAGUGGCUAAGGGGUGAAAUAAAGCACUUUUUAAAAACAAUAUAGCAGGAAAGUGGGGGUGGAGGAAGAGCUUAAAAGGUGCUAAAUCAAUUUUUAAAAACAAGCAUGAGUCAGCUUUCCUUGCUUAAGCUGCGGACAGACUUCAACAUUUCAAAGCCAGGAGUAGCCAAUGUGGCAUCCUGGAAAUUCAACUCCCAACAGCCCCAGCCAGCAUGGCGGACACUGGGGGGUGAUGGGAGGUGUAGUCCCAACACCAUCUUGAAGGCCACAGAUUAGCCAGCCUGCUCUUAAAUCCUAAGCUGGGAGGUAGUGGUUAAGGUGCUGCACUUGCACAUGAGAGACCAGGGUUCAAAUCCCCCAUUCAGCCAUGAAGUUCACUGAGUGGGUGACCUUGGGCCCAUGAUCAACUCUCAGCCCAGCCUACCUCUCAGGGUUCUUGGGAGGCUAACAUGGCGAGGGGGAGAGCCAUGUACACCACCCUCUGGCUCUUUUGGGGGAGAAGUAGGAUAUAAAUGCAAUAACAGCUAAAUAAGCAUGGUUUGUUUUACCUACCCAUGUUACAGGCUGGUGCACACAACUCACCCUGUAGAAUGGGGAAAACAGGCCACAAAGCUGUCAACUCACCAAUAGAGAAUACAAGAUUACAGUCUCAGUAGAACCAAUAAUUUAAAAAUGACAAUCUAAGUCAUGGCAAAAGACAGCUGGUGUAGCUUUGCAUCUGUACCAACACUUGUAGCAUGGAGAGAGAAAAAUAAGCCAUGAUCUGAAGCCAAGGCUUGUUCCUGCCUUCCCAGUUGUGGUUUUAUUCUCCCCAAAACAAACCAGAGUUUGGGCUGCAGCCAGUGGUUCCAUGAACUUUCCCUGCUUGGUUAAGGGAGGAGCAGAGCAGGUGCGCUUUGAGCUUUGUGCAUAGGAUGGUUAAACUAAUCCUGUUUCCACUUCUUGUUGCAUCUGCUGCUGUCAACAUGAGCAUCUUACUACAGUGUAUUAAGUCCAUUGUUUUUCCAGAUAAAUAGAGAUAUAGCUCAACUGAGUUAGGUGUAGAAUGUAUUAUGCAAGUAGUAGCAAAUGUCCCAUUAUGAGCUGAAGUGGCUCACCAGGUGGGGCAGAGCCACUGGCUAGCAGGAGGGUUACUAUUGCUUACCAGGAGAGAGAUGGAUGAGGCUGUGGACACAGUGCAAAUGCACUGGUAGGAGCACCAGAUUGACUCCACUGGUGCGUUUAUGCCACGCCGAUUUCCGCACGAUCUCACCACCCUCCCGCAGUAAACAAGAGUGACCCACCUGCUGGGAAGCUAGCGGGAGCAGCUUCACCCCGCUACCCGAUUAAGAGCCAGUUGUAGGCAAGACUCGGAACCACCCAGUGCAGUGCCAUGAAGACACAGUGAACCAAGAAAAGUGAAAUGGAAAUGCAUGUCUUAGAACAUGCAGAGAGCUAAACGUAGCUCUCUUUGAUGUGUGCACAUGGUUGUGUUUGGAAAGGGUAGAAGGUAUGUAGCCUGCCAAUGACUUCCACCUUCAAAGUCAAAGCUCAUCCACUGGCUGUUUCGUUUCUGAAUGGCUGCUGAGAGGAAUCUUGUUUUGCAGAUCUGGAUCUGUCACCGGACAAGCCGCCACCAUCAAUGGAAGAACCUGGACUUUAUCAGAGCUAAAGGAAGCCGUGAGUUUGUAUUUGGAUCAAGCACACCGUCACACCAACCAAAAGAAAGAUUUGCUCUUACCGUCUGGUUUAAAACUACCUGGAUUUUCUAUUCUCAGACUUGUCGGUUCCAACUCAUUCACAUCAGCCAGUCGGUCCGUCACUAGAGAAGAAUCACUGUAGCAAGAAUGAAGACUAGAAGGGCUGGAAUCUUGACAUGUGAAAGUUUAACUCCUCUGGUAACCUCCCAUAUCCCUUCAGGAACACAGGCAGUGAAAGGUGUAUUCCUGUCACUUUAGAACCUUGGGGGUGGCGGGAGGCUUCCUAAAGUUCAUUCACUGCAAACCAAGAGGCAGCUGUAGAUAUUUCUAAUUUGAUCAAGUUGCAAAACGUUUGCUGCAGCAUUAUGAACUCUAUUCACUGAUGCUGUACAACAGGCAUCCAGAAUUUUAUUUUAUUUUUUAAAAAAUACUGCAUCACCCAGGUUGAAGUAUUCAAGUUUUGUGCAUCUCCAGAUGGGAUUUCACAUGGCGGAAAUGCCAGGGCAGUGGGAAAGGUACAGUGAAACUAAUGGUGGGUUGAGUUCAGUAGAACCAGAAUAUACUGACGGUUCACAAUUAGUAGAGUAGAAGGAACAGGAGAGCUGUAGGCUACUUCUGUUGAUGGGACAGCUUUACCCAUGAAGUAUGAAAAUUUUGAAGUACAUGAAGCCAAACAUCAAGUCUCUUCCAUUUGUGCAAUAUAAUGAGGUGCCUUCCGGAAGCAGAACUUGAGAGGUACUGAAUAUUAAGAAGGCAGCCAUGUUCUUAAGAGAGAAGGUAUUGGGAUAGUUCAAAACUUAGCUUUAGCAAACUUGAGCUGGCUUUGUUGCAAUUUCUGUCCCACAGAUAGAUAUACAUGUGUGUGUAUAUAUAAAGGAAUGUUUAAUGUGAUUGCUCUUGUCGCAUGAACUCGUGGAGUAACUAAGAUGGGACCCAGCAACUUCACUCAAGUAGCUAUUUCCCCCUAGAGGCUUGUUGCACUGCUCAUUUCAAAAUUGUGCAUUAUACUGAAUUUUUCUGUUGUCAUUUGACUUCAAUUGCUAUGUUGCAUGGGUAUGCGCCCUCAUCUUUGAUUUCCAUGUUGUCCAAUCCUUAAAAUAUACCCGCCUUGAUUACAGAGCUUGUGUCAUCUUGUGCUCUAAGUUUAUAUAUGUGUGUUGGACCACAGCCUUUUCCAGUGGACUCCCUACAGCAACUGCUCCCUAGGAUUCUUGGACAAGGCGGCAGAACCAGGUAGACCUCAAUCCGAUUAAGCAAAAUGUUGUAUUUCUCAUGUGAACCUGAGCAACAAUAUAAUUUGUCUUUAACAGAAUGUUAGCAUUGCAAGAAUAUUGAGUUCUCAUGCUGGUUUACAGCAAGCCAUGGUUUACCAGGUGUGGGUGAAACAGCAAAAUAUCAUUUGCCAUAAACCAGAAGUGGGGACUUAAUUUCAUUCCACUGUGCACAUGAAGAACAUGCUUGAGCAAAAAUUACACCUGCUUGUUUAUGGCAAACCAUGCUUUGCUGUUGCAUCUGAUAGCAACCAUUGUGUUAACAGCAGGAGUAAAAGUUGCAUUCCUGAUUUGGCUUAUUUUGAGGUUACACCUCACAUGCAAUUAAUCCAUACCUACUUCAUUACUUAUUUAACAAGCAUAGACACUUUACAUGUACUGCAGCAUCACUGUUCAUCCCAGUAGCUAGCAGCCUUUAUAGAAAAUUAAUUCUUUAGUGUCCCUUUCAAGUGUAGAGAGAAAGACAAACAAGCAUAAUUUUACAAUUAUUCUACUAAAUAGGUAUAGCUUCUGUAACUGAAAAGGUGUAUGAACUACGUAAGUAUACGUUUUAAUCUCAAUUUUGAAAAAAUAUUGCUGUAAUAGCUAAAAAUAACUAGAAAAACAACACAUGUGCCUGCUCAGGAAAUAUCAGUUAGAAAACUGGAACCUUGAUAAAUUCUCUUGAACUGUUUCAGAUGCACCACGGGUGCAAGGCAAGAGACAUGAAUGCAGAAAGUCUGAAUGAGUUAAAGCUUUAAGGUAUUGGGCUCUAAGGUAUACACAUCCCUUUAAAGCACCCCAAAAUCCUAGGCACUGUGGUUUACCCCUCAAACUACAGUUUCCAUUAUUAUUUGGGGGAGGUGUUUUAAAUGUAUGGUUUGUAAAUAGCCUUGGUCUCCUAAAUUUGCUUCUCCAGUCUGAUUUCCUUGCUAUUCGUGUUCUUCAAACCACAAAUGGGUUAACAGUCGCAGAUACUUCAAAUGCCAGAAAGCAAGUAGAGGUUCAGUCUGUUUCUUCCAAAGCAGGUUUCUCAAACUGUACCACGAUGCCACCAAUCUAUUUUUGCUUACAGUGCUACAGCUGUGGCUGAGAAACCUAGAACAGUACUUAGCAAUGAAUAGGCAUCAUUUGAAUACAUUCAGAUCUUUGAGAAUGGUACCAUCACUACUGAUAGAGAAGAGGCACAUCUACAUUUAUAUAUUACACGGUUCAGACAAUGCUAGGUGAUUACACUGCUGCUACCUCUAUUUCAAGAAUCCAGAGUGAGAUGGCUAUUAUAACUGAACUGCAGUGACAACUUCUUUCCACUGCAGAAGAGUAACACUCCAAAUAAUGCCAUUUGUUAAAAAAUAUUUAUUUAAAAAAAUACAAUUAUUUUGCAAGUCUGGUUGCACAUAUUAACAUGAUUUGCUACACUGUUUAAAGCCAUCUUGCAUUAUUAUACAAAACAUAUCCCUCUGUCAGUUCUUAAACAAAAUAAGCAAUGCUUCCUCCAAACUUUACUUUUUUUAAAAAAAAGAUUACCCUAAACCUUUUUUGCACAAAAGUCUAAGCAAUAGAAAACAGUCACCUGAUUUUGCAGCAAAGACCUUCAUUAUGUUUGGAUGUGCAACAGCCAAUAUAUACCGACUUUUAAUAGCAAACCAAUCCACAAAAAUGGCAUCACUGUACAGUUUCUUGAAGACUUUUAAGACUAGCUUUUGACCGAGAAUUAUACUCCUGUAAUAAAACUGUUUCUUAAGAGGC
This is a messenger RNA of Podarcis lilfordi (Lilford's wall lizard), 48091 nucleotides long. The record is from the annotation of a GenBank genome assembly. NCBI's taxonomy places the organism in Eukaryota, Metazoa, Chordata, Lepidosauria, Squamata, Lacertidae.